GCGACGAUUCCGUCAUCAUCACCGUGCGACGUGUUGCCGCACGUGAUCACUCGGUGACACGCAGAGCCCGGUCUCGCUGUGCGGCUUAUCGGAGGUCUGUCGGCUAUCCGCGGGGGGAGUGACUGACCGGCUGAGGGAGCCGCUUGCGCCUUUCACAGUCGGGCGGAUCCUGUGUACUUCCUGUGCCGAGCGCCUGCUGGCUGAAAAUGGCGGACGCCUUCGGAGACGAGCUGUUCAGUGUGUUCGAGGAAGAUGCGGCUCCAGCGGCCAAGAACAACCAACCGGGGCCGGCUGCCAAGGGCGGGUGAGUGAGGGCCCGGGGCUGUGUGAGUGAGGGCCCGGGGCCGGUGUGAGUGAGGGCCCGGGGGGGGGGCCGGUGUGAGUGCUCUGCCAUGCAGUCUGUAAUCACAGCAUUGUAUGAUAGAGAUAUAUACACACAGGGAGAGAACAAUGUACAGUCAAAGCGAGUUUUAACAUUAAGGUCAAAAUAGCCAAACCAGGAACAUUCCUCUGUCAGCCGUGUUUUCAGUUCGGCCACUCUGUUUUGAAAUUCACUAUGAAUCCUAAAUUCAGUAAAUAACCCUCAUAGUGCCAUGGGUGUUGCUAAUUGCUACAGCUGUAAUUAAUUGGGUGAACAGAGACCGGGAUAGCUAGUAUAAAUGGCAAGUUUUGGAGAAAGUAGAAUUCAGGCUGAAAGUGGCCUGUGUUUGGGUUUUUAUUUUUUAAGUUUUCCACUUACAUGAGGUCUGCAGGUGCCUUCAGAGUGAAGUUAAUUCGUCAUAGAUUGUACUAAAGUAUAGAGCCACAGGUUUCGCAGUACAGGGUAAAGAAUCCUAUCUAUUUUAUGAUCCAAAGAUCAAAUCAAAGAUGUUUCGACUGUGAGGCCUUAAUUUUGUAUGAUUACAUGACUUAAGGCCUCACAGCCAAAACGUUUUAUUUUUGUUUUGUCCUUUGGAUCAUAAUAAACUAUAUUUGAUUCUUCACCCUGCACUCUGAAGCCUGUGGUUCUAUACUUUUGGAUAUACAUUGGGAGCUAAUGGACCUCCUCCACAGAGCUCCAGUGUAUCACUAUUCUUGGGUGCAGCACUCUACUACCUUGAUGGAUCCUAAUAGAUUGUAGGCUUGUUUGUGCAGGGCCUUCUUUAUCUGUUGUAUGUGAAAUACUUGUCCAUUAUCCCCAUUCUAUAAUUGUAAAGUGCUGGGGAAUUUGUUGGUGGUAUAUAAGUAAUUCCAUCCAGAGGCAGGUUGUAUUGAUAACAAUAAUGUGUAAGUAGGAACUUUUGUCUUGGCGGCUAUUAUAAAAACCCUGAGACUUAGAUUCUCUGCAGAUAGUGCUAGAGAAUAUGACAGAUGUAGACAGGGUAAAUACUAAAGUGAGAAUUCAAAAUAACCAAACUGGAAAAAUCAGCUAUGCAUUCAGUUCAGCUUCUUUGGCAUUAAAUUUGAAAUUCACUAUGAAUCUCAGUUCAGUGAAAAACCCUGAUAGCACACUUACACCCUGAUUUCCCUAUUCACUUGAUCUAAUGUGUUCUUGUGCUUCAGCUCUGGUUAUUGUCCUUGCCAUAUGUGCCUGAGCUGUGAUAUCUUGUAUUGCAGGACAAUAACCAGUAAACUAGUAGUUUAAUUAUGCUAUAAAGCAGGGUGUAAAAUAACCUUUUUAGAGGGAUGGGGGGGGGGGGCGCGGGCGCGGGCGCUGUCACCUAAAAAGCUAUACAUGUUUGUAUUCUUGACACUAUAGUGUUCCUUUAAGUUAAAGUUGUUUUGAUGCCUAUAUUGUCCCUUAAACCUGUUUUCCUGGCACCAGAGAAUCCUGGAGUUCCUCCCUCCUAUCACAUGUCGCUGAAGGAUUUAAAACCCCUUCAGCUACUUACCUGAAUGCAGCGCAGAUGUCACUUGGUGCCGGGUCAGGCUCCGCUGACGUUGGCGAGAGAGACCUAAUGCGCAUGCUUGGCAAUGGCCGCACUCGCGCAUUAGACCUCCCCAUAGAAAAGCAUUAUUCAAUGCUUUCCAAUGGGGAAAAUGUGACGCUGGAGGUCGGUUUGAAUGCCGAAAGCCCUCUAGUGGCUGUCUGUUAGAAAGCCACAGAGGGCAGACUUAGAACUGUAAUGUAAACAUAGAAUGUCCUAGCCGCUUUUGCCGCCCAAAUGAGUGUCAUCAUUCUCCCCUUGCACGGUCGGAGGACCUGCCUUGCAAUCCACUUUUAAAAGGAGCACUAUAGUGUCAGGAAAACAAACUCGUUUUCCUGAAACUAUAUAAUCCUUAGGUGCCCCCCUCCCACUGGGCUGAAGGGGUUAAAACCCUUUCAUCCACUUACCUUUAUCCAGCGCCGGGCUCCCUCGGAGCUGGUGACUUCUGCUCCCUAGUGGAGCCACACGCGCAUUCAAAACGCCCAUAGGAAAGCGUUUCUCAAUUCUUUCCUAUGGACGUUCUGUGUGCUCAAUGCGAUUUUCGCAUUGAGCGUUGGGGAAGCACCUCUAGCGGCUGUUGGGAAGACAGCCACUAGAGGCUGGAUUAACCCUGCAAUGUAAACUGCUAUGUUUACAUCUGAAGGGUUAAAACCUGAGUGACCUGGCAAUUCUCAAUGCUUUCCUAUGGACGCUGGCGUCUUCUCACUGUGAAAAUCAGUGAGAAGCUUGGAAGCGCCUCUAGCGGCUGUCAAUGAGAGCCACUAGAGACUGGAUUAACCCUAUUAUAAACAUAGCAGUUUCUCUGAAACUGCUGUUUAUAGAAGAAAGGGUUAAUCCUAGCUAGAUCUGGCACCCAGACUACUUCAUUAAGCUGAAGUGGUCUGGGUGACUAUAGUGGUCCUUUAAUGUACUUUUGUACUAACUUUUUUAGUACACUAUGUUAAGCCAUAGUGGUUCUGGUGUCCCUUAAGAAGUGCAUUUUUCUUGUUUAAAACUAAACUUUUAAACUGGCUCCUAACUUUUUUAGCUGACUUCUAGAUUCCAAACAAAUUUGUCAAGCCCUGAUCGAAUAUAUUUGGCCCUGUGAGUUACCGAAACAAAUCUGAAAUAAUGGUACGUGGGGUGUACUAUUAUAUUUGUGAAACAUUGUGUAAUCAAAUUAUCUAGGCACUAUUGCACAAAUUCAUAUCAGGAAUCUGAAAUGUCCUGUGAAAACGGAGUUCAAUUGUGUGAAAAAAUACAAAUAAAACUUUAACUUCUAUAUGGACCCUUCAUUUCUGUUAAAGUGGUUUGACCAAAUAUCUCAAAACGCGUUAUUUAAAAUACUCUGGGUUGCCUACUUUUGAAAAUGGUAUACCAUAAUGGUGGAAAUGGUUUUAACCAGGCUGCCAUACAGUUUUUUUAUGAAAAAAAUGCAUAAGAAAAAUAUGAACACUAACUUUGGCUAGGGUUUGUGUCUCAGUGGCUACUACAAAAGACUGGACAUACCCCAUUUUGAAUACCUUGGGAUGUCUACAUUUUCAAAUGGUGUGCCAUUAUGAGGAUUUUCAUUUCUAGGCUACCAUACAGUCUGAGGUAACAUAACCAUUCUGGCAAAUUUCAAUAUGUAAAAAGUAAAAUGGACCAGCUCUAUAUUUGAUCCUGUAACUUUCCAAAACCCCCAUAAAAUCAAUAAAUGGGGUACUGUUUUACAUGUGAGACAUUACCGAACACAAAUGUUUAUUUUAUUGCCAUAAAAGCAAACAGUAUCAUUAACACUUAGAAAUGCUGUGCCGAACUAUGAAAAUCAAAACAUAUCUUAAUUUCUCACUCUUUUCAAGUUUUUAUUCCUAUUAAAUUGUUUCAUAUCUAUCUCCUCCCUCCAUUCUUUUUUACUCUCCUCCCUCCAUUCUUUUUUACUCUCCUCCCUCCAUUCUUUUUUACUCUCCUCCCUCCAUUCUUUUUUACUCUCCUCCCUCCAUUCUUUUUUACUCUCCUCCCUCCAUUCUUUUUUACUCUCCUCCCUCCAUUCUUUUUUACUCUCCUCCCUCCAUUCUUUUUACUCCCCUCCCUCCAUUCUUUUUACUCCCCCCUCCAUUCUUUUUACUCCCAAUGCUCCCUACGUUCUUCCCACCUCCCCUUCCCUGUGUAGAGUGGGUGGCCGAGCUCCUCUUCAUCCUGUCAGUCCGGCCGGGAACAGGUAACUGAAUCUCCUGUACCGCGCGGUACCCGGCCGGACUGACAGGAUGAAGAGGAGCUCGGCCACCCACGCUACACAGGGAAGGGGAGGUGAGAAGAGAGGCAGUGCGGCAGCCGUCUGAGCGCUCUCUAUAGAGCGCUCAGGCGGCUGCAGCAUUAGAAGGGCUGGCGAUGGGGGCGCAGGGCGCCCCCUCCUAUAUGACGCCCUAGGCAGCCAUAUAGACGACCCCCAACUUUUGAGAAGAUUUUCCAGGGUUAAAAAGUCGUCUUAUACGCCUGAAAAUACGGUGUGUGUGUGUGUGUAUAUAAUAUAUAUUGAAAUUAAAUGAUUGUAUUUUUUUUUUUUUUCAGGAAGCGAAAUGCAAAGCCACAAGUUGUGCUCUCGGGUCCUGUGGCAAAGGGAAAGCGAGAUGCAAGCAAUAUUGAUGGUCCUGAAGACAAUCUUUUGGGAAAGAAGCUCAAAGUUGAAUCCUCUGACGAAUUAAAGUAAGUCUUAUUGAAAAAUCACUCUAUCCUGGUUUGAAAGUAGCCUUGUUUAUGUUAUGAAGCCUAGCUUUCCUACUCUUGGAGCUUAAAGGGUCACUACAGCCUAUCAGUAGAUCAUGGUGCAUUCCCCAGCUAAGGAGUCAAAUCACUUAUUACUCCUUCACUCAUUCAUUCACUCCUUUAGGUUCUGACUAGGUUUUUGCUUUAGGUUAGAAACCUUUUUACUCAACAGUGUGAUAUUGCUAAUAAAAUUAAUUACACUCACAUUGUGUAACGUUUUUAAGCGCUCCAAGGUGCCUCCCUAGUCACCACUUCUGACCAGGCACCAGACUGGUCCUCCAAUGAAUAAAAUCAUCUGUCCGCUGAUCUUGUAAAGAGUGAUCUCCUUUUCGCAGCCGUUAUCGAUUUUCCAUGAGUCCUUAUCGGAAGUGUGUUCCUUCCUUUUACGGCCAGUCCAACAUGACCGUGCGUGCCAUGGUGUAUAUCAGAACGAGUAAGCAAACUGAGGCGAUAACCUUUUGGUGUUCGCCCAGGAGAAUAUAUUAAAAUCUGUCUAAAUUAAAUGGGAAUAUUAUUGGCCACAAAGAAGCCCUCAAAGUGGCUAUAUAUUAAACAAUCAUAUUAAAGUUCUAAAGUUAAACAAUCUUAAAGGGACAUUAUGGUCACCAGAACAACAGCUUAUUGUAUUUGUUCUGUUACAGGGAAACAUACAAAAUAUAUAUAGUAUCCACAAUAUCCACAGGAACCUCACAAGUGUUAUAUCCCUGGAUCCGAGUGCCCAAGUUGACCAAAUAGUGCUCAGAUGCGUUUGGAAGAAGAGAAUCGCCACCGGGGUAAAGCCACAAGGUCAAAGCCCAAAACAGUUCCAUAGAAAGUAGGGAAAUGGCUGGUUAGUAUACAAACACUGUCAAAGGUAUUCCCUUGCUUCCAGGGAGCGAAUGCUCCUGGUUGAUAGUCUUUCUCCCGAAGAGCGCUCUCCUAGCUGGUCGGGGCACGGAGAAGGUAGCUGUAGAGUUUCCCUGAUGUCCGUGAGGUCGUCUAUCCGAAAAGACCGCCAUUCCUUCGACCACGUGUGUUCGGUUAUGCGAAAUGACGGCCACCCAGGGGAAGCACUAAUUGUUUCCUUUGUGGUUUAACGCCUAUGGGGUGGUUGGUGUUCCAUUGUUCUAACAAGUUACAAGUGGGUCCCCGUUCAGGAGCGGAACCGGGUGGGUUUGGGUAAGAGAAUUCCUGAACGUAGUAGAAUUCAAAUAGUCCCAAUAAACUGUAUGUUCCGCCACAACGGUAUUUUCAGAGAAAAGGCAGUGUUUACAUUACAGUCUAAAGAUACCUCCACUGGCCACUCCUCAUAUGGCUACUAUAGGUGCUUCCUGAGACAGAAACUGCACUGACAUUCAGUCUCUCUACCCUCUGCAUGGAGACACUGAACUUUCCUUAUAGAGAUGCAUUGAUUCAAUGCAUCUCUCUGAGGACAUUCUGAUUGGCCUGGUCUGUGUUUGGCUUGUGCUGGCUCUGCUCCUGAUCUGUUCAAAAUAUUUAAAGUAGUAAAAGUGUAUAGACCCCGUUGUAAAAUAGGGAAUAAGACACACACAAACACACAUUGUUUUUCCUGAAAUACUACUGAGCCGUAUUGAAUCUAUUAUGUGGGCAUUGUGCUGUGUAUGGCUGUUUGAAAACUAUGUUGAUUAUUAUUUUGGAUUUUGUUUUUGGUGUGCAUAACAGGAUAUAAAUUGAAUGCUGUUCCUUUUUCAUCAUUUGAAUGAUCGGGGUUUAUGGCAGCUCCCAACACAAUCCCUACAAUUAAUGAUUUUAGAUUGGAAUCAGUCCUUGCCUUCUGUAGAGGCACCUUAAGUUGUGUGUUUUUGCCAUGGUGAAAAAAUGGCCAAAAUAUGCACUUUAUGCUCUAAAAUAAGACCAAAUUGCCUUGGAUAAAAUAUAUUUAUUUACUGUCUUCAAUAUUCGUUAAGCAUAGGCUGAAAGUUGGUUGUUCCUGGGGUUUUUCAAUGUGAAAUCACUUUUGUUCUGUUUUAUUGCAGCCUUGCAGACUUAAUGCCAAGAAUAAAAGUGCAAGCAGUGGAUACAAUAGACGGCUGUACACAUGAGGUGAGCUAAUUUACCUAUAUUCUGGGUAACCUACUUUCAAGUUUCCAGCUGUUCACCACAGGUAUAAGUUGUUUGGUUAGCCAAGUAGGUACAAGUUAGUUUGCAGAACUGAAAUGUGAUGCUAAAACCACGUUAAAGGGUUACUCCGGCCCCUUAAAGUGACACUAUAGUCACCAGAAUAACUACAGCUUAUUGUAUUUGUUCUGGUGAGUAGAAUUAUUACUUCAGGCUUUUUGCAGUAAACGUAGUAUUUUCAGAGAAAAUCCAGUGUUCAAAUUACAGCCUAGUGAUAACUCCACUGGCCACACCUCAGGUGGCUGCUAGAGGUGCUUCCUGGGGCAGUGCUGCCAUUCAGUGUUUCCACCCUCUGCAUGAAGACACUGAACGUUCCUCAUAGAGAUGCAUUGAUUCAAUGCGACUUUAUGAGGAGAUGCUGAUUGGACAGGACAGUUUUUGACUUGUGCUGGCUCUGCCCCUGAUCUGUUUCCUUGACAAUCUCAGCCAAUCCUACGUGAAAGAAUUGUGAUUGGCUCAGAUUCCCACUUCUGAUGUCCGCCAUGCUGGCAAAUCGGGGCAGAGGCAGCAGCUGGAGACUUAAAUGCAAGCUUUUACUAUUUUUAGGGGAGGGGAGAUGGUGGUUUUAACUCUAUUGGGUAAAGAAUAUGUUUGUUACCCUAUAGUGUUCCUUUAACAAAUUAAUCUUGAUUACUAGUAUGUAUAAUUGAUUUGAGUGGGCAGGCAGUUUGUUUUAAAUCAAAGGGGAAAAAAGUUACUUGCGCUCUUCCCAAAUCCCUGUGCAUAAUUAAACAAAUGAGAGUUAUUUAGUUACUCUAAUGGCCAUGAGAGGGAUACCCACAUGCCACAUAAAGGCAAACCUCUUAGAUGGGUCCUACACUGACUAUUCACCUUGAUUCCUUGAGCUUCUAUCUCUGAAACAGAGAGUGGUAUUUUUUAUAAACCCCUACUUGCUUAUUAACCCUUAAAAUGGAACACUUGGGGUGGGUGGCAGCAUUGUGACGUAGCUGUGUGAUACAAAAGUGAAUACAAAUAGACAAAAACAAGUCCUGCGCUCAAACUCCCACUACUCUUGGGCGGCAGCAGUGACCAUAGUACACAUUUAAAACACACUCAUACACAUCAACCCCAAAACAUACAGUAAAAACCAAAGGGAAAAAAAAAGUUACCUGCUCACUUCCUAAAUCCCUAUGCAUAUUUAACCCCUUAAGGACGGAGCCAAAUGUACACGUUGUGAACAAAACAAAAUGUAAACAAAACCUGGCAUUUGCGCUACAUGUCUGUCCAACCGUAAUACACCUCUUUCAUAGUAAAUGCACCCACCCUUAUUAUAUAUCAUUUUAUUCAGGGGAAAUGGGGCUUUCAUUUAAUAUCAAAUAUUUAGCUAUGAAACAUAAUUUAAUAUAAAAUAAAAUGCGAGAAAAUACGAUUUUUUUAUUUUUUUAUUUUAGUUCUACGUGACAUUUUAACGGUCAAUGUCAUAAUACUGUUUGCUUUUACUGCAAUAAAAUACACAUAUUUGUAUUCGGUAAAGUCUCACGUGUAAGACAGUACCCCCUAUGUACAGGUUUUAUGGCGUUUUGGGAAGUUACAGGGUCAAAUAUAAAGCACGUUACAUUUGGAAUUGAAAUUCGCCAGAUUGGUUACGUUGCCUUUGGACUUAUAGUAGCCAGGAAUGAAAUUUACACCCAUAAUAUACCAUUUGCAAUAGUAGACAACCCAAGGUAUUGCAAUAUGUCCAGUCUUUUUUAGUAACCAUUUGGUCACAAACACUGGCCAAAGUUAGCGUCAGAUUUGUUUGUGUGUGAAAAAUGCAAAAAACGCCAAUUUUGGACAGUGUUUGUGACUAAGUGGCUACUAAAAAAGACUGGACAUACCCUGUUUGCAAUACCUUGGGUUGUCUACUAUUGCAAAUGGUAUGCCAUCAUAGGGGUAAUUUUCAUUCUUGGGCUACCAUAGGGUCUCAAAGGCAACGUAACCAAUCUGGAGAAUUUUAAUGUGAAAAAAAUGAAACGCAAGCCUUAUAUUUGACGCUGUAACUUUUGAAAACACCAUAAAACCUGUACAUGAGGGGUACUAUAUAUAUAUCAAAAUACACGUAGAACGAAAUCUCUCUCUCUCUCUCUCUCUAUAUCUAUAUCUAUAUCUAUAUAUAUAUAUAUAAUAUACACACACAUAUAUUAAUUCUGCAUAUAUAUUUAUGUAAUAUUUUUACAUAAUUAGGUAUCUUAAUUAAUUACAAUUAGCGGGACCGGCCUGACAACCCAUGCCGAAAGUAAAGGGAAUUUAAUUUGCUUGCACUAUAUUUAACCCUAUAACUUUCCAAGACACCAUAAAACCUGUACAUGGGGGGUACUGUUCUACUCGGGAGCUGAACACAAACAUUUAUGUUUCAAAACAGUAAAAAGUAUCGCAGCAAUAAUAUCGUCCGUGUAAGUGCUGUUUGUGCGUGAAAAAUUCAAAAAACUUCACUUUUACUGGCGAUAUCAUCGUUGUAAUACAUUUAAAUAUUUUUAUUUAUGUAUAUAGAUAUAUAUUUCGUUCUACGUGUAUUUUGAGAUAUAUAUAUUAAUUUCACAAUACAGUUAGAACGAAAUAACACACAUCUAUAUAUUUUUUAAUUAUUUUUAAUUUUAUUUUAACGUGUUUACAUUUUUAUUUUUUUAUUAUAUAUAUAUAUAUAUAUAAUCAGUAUCAGUCUAUGUGUAAUUUGAUAUUAAUAUAUAAUUAUAUAUUAAUAGUAAAAUAUACCUACACAGUGUACGUGUGUGUGUGUGUGUGUGUGUGUGUAUAUAUAUAUGUAUGUGUAUGUGUAUAUAUAUAUAUAUAUAUAUAUAUAUAUCAGCACUCCCAGGGUUUGUAAAUAACCAAAAAAAUACUUUACUCCGUAAGUCAACGUUUCAGCUCCUCUUGGGAGCUUUCAUCAGGACAGCAUAUGAAACUUACAUAGCUUAAAUAAGAACAUAAAUCCAAUUAGAACUCACAUUUCAGGUGUGUUAAUAGAUGAUCUCCCCUCCUCUCGAGCGUCCGCUCGAAUAAUGCCGGUGACCGGCAUCUUCCCACUUGUGCUCACGCUACCACGUGAUGUGAGUGACAUCAUCACGUUUGUUAUGUUUCUAUGGAGAUCGAGAUGCCAUCUGCGUCUAACGAUCAUCCCCUCAGUUACUUCCUGGCUAGCUGCGUUCCCCGUAGUCAUGGUAACGCCAGGCACAUGCGCAUUAAUCUCAGGUUCCCCGAUCUCUGAAUCUAUCCUCCACUGGGGAGGAGGUUAUGGCUGCAACCUUUAUUUACACGGAGAUCUAUAAAAAGUGAACACAUACAUAUAGAUCAAUCUCCUUUAUCCUUCGAUGUUGCAUAGAUAGUUAAGUAUUAAAAAACACAUAAUAAGUCCAAGGAUUGCUUAUUCAAUACAUACCAACAAAAUAUACUGGUGCAAUAACUAUAUCAUAUGGGAUCCUAAUAUAAAUCCCAUAUCUUACACUAGGAGCAAUGUUCUUAAGUGACCUACUCAUAAGAUUCUGUACUAUAAAGUAUAAAAAUAACGUACAUAAAAAUGCCAUAAAUAUAAUGUGACAAAUCUGGAAAGAGAAGGAAAAAAAAAUAUUUUUUUUCACACUAUUUAUUUUAUUUAAUUUUAUUUUCAGCAAGCAGGGGGACCACCUGUCAUUACAGGCAGUCCCCCUGCUGGCAAUGCUGCAGCCAGCUACCCCCGGCCAUGUGAUUGUGGGGUCCUCGCAAGGACCCCACUCUCACAUGGCCGGGGGGCUUCCAGGGGGUCGGACUUGCCGCGGGGGGUUCCCUGGGAGUCCCCCAAACCGCGAUCGCCGGAGGGCGUACUAUUAAGCCUGGCGGCGUUUAGAGCCGCUUAGAAUAGGGCGUAAUAGUACGCCCUCCGGUCUUACGGUGUUAAACAAAUGGAGGUUAUUUAGUUACUCCAAUGGAGUAACUAUGGUCAUUGCUGCUGCCCAAGAGUAGUGGCAGUUUGAGCUCAGGACUUGUUUUUGUGUAUUUGUAUUCAUAUUUGUAUCACACAGCUAUGUUGCAAUGCUGCUGCCCAUCCCAUGUGUUCCUUAUUAAUGGUUAAUAAGCAUGUAGGGGUUUAUGAAAUACCCCUUUCUUUCUCAGAGAUAUCUUUGCCAGAAGCUCAAGGAAGCAAGGUGAAUAGUCAGUGUAGUAAAGAGCUUUGUCUUGACGUGGCAGGUGGGCAUUCCCUCUCAUGGCCAUUGGAGUAACUAAAUAACCUCAAUUUGUUUAAAUAUGCACAGGGAUUUGUGAAGAGCGCAGGUAACUUUUUUCCCUUUGGUUUUUACAGUAUGUAUUGGGGCUGAUGUGUAUGAGUGUAACACUGAACUGGUGAUAUGAAAGGAACAUGCUAAUUUGAGGAAUACAAACUUGUAUUUUUAAAGCUAGUGAUAUAGAGGCAAUUUAGUUAUCCCACCCCUGCAAAAGAAAAGUUAGUGACACUAUAGUCACUAAGACAACUUUAGCUUAGUGAAGCAGUUUUGGUGUAUAGAUCAUGCCCCUGCAGUCUCACUGCUGUAUUAUCUGCUAUUUAAACGGUAAAUCACUUUUGUUUCUGUUUAUGCAGCCCUAGCCAUGCCUCACCUGGUUGUGACUCACACUUCCUGCAUGAAGAAAAGCUUUCUUUUUCAGUCAGAUAUUAACUUGCUUUAGAAGUGUUUUGUAAAUUGAACUAUAAUCGCACAAUAAAACUGUGUAUACAAAGAGCUUCCAAUUCUAUUAAACUCUUAAUUUGGUUAAACCGUUUCUUUUGACACAAAAAUAUAGAAAAUUAGUUCAGUAAUAACACCUAUAAAGUGUCAAUCGUGCAGACAUUAUUUAUAAUGUAUCAAAAGUGCUUAUUCUGAUAUGGGGGGGGGGGGGAAUUCAACUUGGUGUAGUGCAGAUAUUGUUGGACAUUUAAAGUGCAACAUUCAUUCCAAUUUCCACUUGGUGUCACUUGGGUAUUCAAUCUACGUGCUUGUAAACAUGUACUAACCAUAUUAUAUUUAGUGCAUUUUUCACAACACUUAAUCAGCAAUACUUUAACCACAACUAAAGGGCCCAGCCAAAGGAGAAGAGUUUUUUCUGGUUUUUUUUGACGUGCAUAUCAUCAGUACAUAUACGCUUGUCAUGCCCCAAAAGCAAUUGACGAGCCAGAAGUCAUACCAUGCAUAGCAACACAUUGAGGACAUAUAGAUAGAACGUGCACAUUUUUUAAAGUAAAUAAAACCUGAGUGAACAUUUGCUAAGUUGAAGUUAAGUAGGUGCUAGCUAGCGAGACACUAUUUUAAUCUUUGUAUGGCAUUAGCUAGAAACACGUGUUUUAGUAGAUUUGAAAACAUCUUGUUAGCUAGACUCGAUUUAAUAGGCUAGCAUAAUAAGGUUAGCUAACAAGUUAUAUAAUUGAUUUUUAUUGCUUGCCUGGGUAGUGAUACUUGGGUAGAUACUCUACAGAGGAAUAGAGUGUGUAAAAUAGAAGGUACAAGCCAGGUUGGUUGAACGUAUAAAAGAACAUAGUAAACCAUGGAUUAAAGUUCAUAACAGUUUGCAUAACCAGAUAAGGUGGCUGAUACUGGUAUAUAGCGGGUCUGGUAACGUAGGCACAGAAGGGCAUGUUAAGUCCACAUUUAGCCGACUCCCGACACCGGGAAGCGCUGGUGAUCUGUUGUGCAGUCUCUCUGGGCGCCUGUGGGGUCCGUGGAGGUAGAGUGGUCCCAGGGGGUCCAAUGUUUGAUCAUAGUUGGCACCUUCCUUUGUUUUGGUCUGCUUGUCGUUGCGUCUGUUUGCUUGGGCACCACCUUGUAGGCCUCCCCUCCGUCGGCGCUGGUCGCCUCAGACGGCGGCUUGUAGGUGUGAGUGGCAUGUUCCCACUGCCUUGUCACUUCCGGCGAGCCGGUUCCUUGGUGGCUCCCGGUCCAAGGAAGCGGCCACCGUUAAUGGCGGGUGUUGUACCCCAAUGAGUGCCUUUGCGUGCUCCGCAGCCAUUUUUGGGCUGAUUGCCUCUUGUCUUUUACUGGGGGUCCUGUUGGUGAUCUGCUGCUUUUGCUGCCGGUUUCACCCAGAAGGCCUCAAAGAGAGCGUCAAGCUUUGUCUCUAGGUCCCCCUGAGGUGCCAGUCUGCUUUGAGUGUUUAGUCUCUGUGCUUGACUAUAUCAGGUGGGUGAGUCUGCCAUUUUGUGCACCUGGUUAUGUACUGUGGUUCCGAUGCGCUAUCCACUCUGUAGGUAGUGAAGUACGGACCGGGAUGUCCUGUUGGGUGAGGGGAUCUGGGGGGGGAGGCUGCCCCUGCCGCCCGUAAAACCCUCGCUAGGCUGCAACCGCUCUACAAUGCUUGUGGCAGCCAGCAUCCUGGUUUUUCGGACCGGAACGCUCCAGCCUCCUUCCGCGAUGUGUAAGUCCCUGCUUGGGUCCAUUAGUGUGCAGCAGGAGUCUUGUUUCGUGGCUUGGGUGUAGAGUGUGUUGGGGAGCAUCUGCGAGUUGUGACUGUCCGCCAUGCUGGCCAGGCCCCGUCCCCCAGGAGAUUAGUUUUAUAUAGCAAAAUACAGAUGCAUUCAUAAUUACAGUUGUAUACACACCCAUGGAUCUCUAAACUGUGUUGGCAUGCCUGUUGCUAGGAAUAAUUACCCUAUUACUACUUUUUUUGUGUGUGUUUUAUGGGUUAUGUCUUUUUAAUGCAAGGUACAUACGUCUAUCAAUGGACUAGCUUGUGAAUACAUGAUUUAAAUGUUUCAGAAAGUUGUAGUUUCUGUUUGCUAAAAUUCAUGAUGAAUUCUGUCUUAAAUCUGCUUUGACUCUUCACACAUUUUUUUUUGCUUGUAACAGUUAAACCCGAUCUUCUACCCCAUUUUCUUAACUCUAGGUUGCACUUCCUGCAGAUGAUGAAUAUAUGCCCCUGAAACCACGAAUUGGGAAAGCUGCAAAGGUGGGUUCUAUAUAGUAUUAAACCAUAUUGCCUUACAACUUUUAACAUCUAAAAAAAAAAAGUGUUCCCCAUUUCCAUUAUUAAAUUCACAAAUCUGUUAUAUCAUGGUUCAAUACAUGUCGGCCAGUUUGUGAUCAUUUCCACCCCUUCUAUUUUUCCUACUAUUAUUUUUUACAUGUGCUGCAUUGUGAUCAAACUUAGUUUUUUGCAGGCACUUUGCUGUAAGUGUGUGUUGGUCUGCUGCAGAAGCUAUGCUGUGAGUGCACAUACAGCAUUUUUCCCCAAUACAUUGCCCUGCUCAGAGCCUUUUACAGUGUAUCUCUAUGAGGGGCAUUGGAUAAAUCCAUAAGGGAUAGCCGAACACUAGAUCGGCUGUAGUGGUCAUAUUAUUUAUAAAACUUUUGUGUGUCACGGCAUAAUGUGCGUUUAAACCGGAUUCUAAUGAACUAGUUAAAUAUCUUUUUUCUUCUUUCUUUACAGGAGUAUCCAUUCAUUUUAGAUGCUUUCCAGAGAGAAGCCAUUCUCUGUAUAGAUAAUAACCAGUCUGUUCUGGUGUCGGCUCAUACUUCUGCUGGAAAAACAGUCUGCGCUGAGUAAGUAACACUAGACAUUUUUUUCCCAUGGAUAUUUUACGAUCCUGAGUGCUACUGAUAAAUGUAAUGAUACAUUUGCUCUCUCUCUUUGACUGGCACUUUUGAAACUAUGGAGAAAUGGUCGUUCUCCAGGGUUAAGACCCAUUUUAGGUUUUGACUUGCGUGACUUCGCCACUUUUGCCUGGAGAGGGCUAAUUACCAGCCUCUUGCCCUGCGACUAUGGCCCAUGGAAGAUUUUGCCCUUUAAAUACGUUAUUUAGUGGAUAUACAUAGUGGAUUUUAUUAGACUGGUUCUGGCCCUUUAAAUGCUCUGACAAAGGAUCUGUAGUUUUGCUAUGCACUUCGGAUGCAGAGUUUGAAGAAAACCCCUGUUUUAUGGACUUAGUUUGACUGUUUUAUUUCCCCCUCCCUUCUUAGAACACCAGUUAAACCCUUAAUAACUGUCGUAUUUUCAAACACUGUCUGUCUUUAAAGGACCACUCUAGGCACCCAGACCACUUCAGCUUAAUGAAGUGGUCUGGGUGCCUGGUCCCUCUAGGAUUUUUUUUUUUAUAUAAACAUAGCAGUUUCAGAGAAACUGCUAUGUUUAUAAAUGGGUUAAUCCAGCCUCUAAAGCCUCUAGUGGCUGUCUCAUUGACAGUUGCUAGAGGCGUUUGCGUGCUUCUCACUGUGAAAAUCACAGUGAGAACACGCAAGCGUCCAUAGGAAAGCAUUAUGAAUGCUUUCCUGUGAGACUGGCUGGCUGCGCGCGCAGCUCCUGCCGCGCAUGCGCAUUCAGCCGAAGAGGAGAGGAGGAGAGCUCCCCACUCGGCGCUGGAAAAAAGGUAAGUUUAACCCCUUUCCUUGCCAUCCAGCCCAGCGGGAGGGGGACCCUGAGGGUGGGGGCACCCUCUGGGCAUUAUAGUGCCAGGAAAAUUAGUAUGUUUUCCUGGCACUAUAGUGGUCCUUUAACUGUCAUUUUGUUUUCCUCUGAGAAGGAGUUGUUUUGCUGCAUGAGUGCUGUUGCUUUUGUUUGCUCAUUAAACAGACCUGCUUGACCCUUUCUUGAGGCCAUGGCUCAUGCUUGGGGUAUGGGAUAAGUCUGCAGUGCUGAUGGUGUCAGUUGGAGUCCUCGGCAAGCACUAGGAGCAUCGAUUGGCGGAGGUACUUGGUCGGAGUGCCAGCGGGUCCGUCACAACUUGUGCCUCCAGAUUCUCUUUAUCUAUUGCUCCAGUAACUGGUUGGGUCAGCCUAUCUCAUGAUUUGUGCCAUGUGCUUUUCAACCAUCUGUGAAUCAUCACUGAACCGCUAAAGAGAUGGGGCUAUCAAAGACUGUUACGGGGUAACACGUUAAUUGUUGGAGAUUUUAGUUACCCAGACAUAAAUUGGGAUAGAGGGACUAGUACUUCAGCAAGGGGUAUCAGGUUUUUGAACUUGUUAAAUUAACACCUUCAUGUCACAACUGGUACAAGCACCAACUAGAAAGGAUGCUUGUCUGGAUCUCGUUAUAACAAACAAGGUUGAUCUUUUGACCAACAUUCAAGUAGGGGAACAUUUGGGAAAUGGUGAUCACAAUAUGGUAAUUUUUAAAAUAAACUCAAAAAAGCAAAAGCACGUGGGGUAUACGAAAACGUAUAAUUAUUAAAAAGCCAAUUUCAAAAAGGUUAGGGCAGCUCUAUAACAUAUCGACUGGCAUAAACGCCUUAGUGAAAAAAACACGGAGGAUAAAUGAAAACUAUUCAAACAACUAUUAGAAAGGUACAUUUCUCAAUAUGUACCAUUGGGUAUUAAAUACAGAAACAAAUUGAAACCAAUGUGGCUUAGUAGAGCAGUAAAACAAGAGAUUAAAAAUAAAAAAGGGCAUUUAAAGUAUUUAAAUCAGACAAAUCAGAGGCAUCCUAUAUAAGCUAUAAGCAAGCCAAUAAUGCGGGCAAAAUGGCAAUUAAUAAAGUAGCUAAACUAGAAAAUGAGAAAUUGAUGGCCAAAGAAUGCAAAACCAACCCCAAAAAUUUUUUCAAGUACAUCAAUUCUUAAAAAAAACUAAUAAUGAAAGUGUAGGUACACUGAAAACGGAGAUGGGGCUGUUAGUUAAGGAAGACCAGGAAAAGGCAGUAAUUUUAAAUAACAAGUUUUCCUCACUAUAGAUUGAGGAUCCUAUGGCAAGAGAUAUGCAAAUGAUUGCUGCAAAAAGCUUGCAGAUAACUUGUGAUUGGAUGACUCGAGACAAGGUGCUACAGCAGUUAAAGAAAAUGAAUGUAAAUAAAGCUCCGGGGCCUGAUGGUAUUCACCCACGAGUACUUAAAGGACCACUAUAGUGCCAGGAAGAGAAACUCCUGAAGGGGGAGGAAGGGGGUUAAACACUCACCUUUCUCCAGCACCGGGCUCCUUCGGCGCUGUGGACUCGUCUUCUCCUUUGGUAGCCAUCGGCUGAAUGCGCAUGCGCGGCAAGAGCCGCGCACGCAUUCAGCCUGUCCAUAGGAAAGCAUUCUCAAUGCUUUCCUAUGGACGCUGGCGUCUUCUCACUGUGAAAAUCACAGUGAGAAGCACGGAAGCGCCUCUAGCCGCUGUCAAUGAGACAGCCACUUGAGGCUGGAUUUAACCCUAAAGUAAACAUAGCAGUUUCUCUGAAACUAUGUUUACAGCAGGCAGGGUUAAUCCUAGUUGGACGUGGCACCCAGACCACUUAAUUAAGCUGAAGUGGUCUGGGUGCCCUUUUAGUGGUCCUUUUAAGGAGCAGUGGGGAAAUAAGUGAACGUCUGUAUUUAAUCUUUCAAGGUUUUCUUUUUUUUUUGUUUUUUUUUAAGUAUUGUCCCGGAGGAUUGGAGGAGGGCAGAUGUCAUUCCUAUAUUUAAAAAGGGUUCAAAAUCCUUCCCUGGAAAUUAUAGACCUGUGAGCUUAACUUCUGUGACUGGGAAAAUAUUUGAAGGGAUAAUAUGCAUGAAUUCAUUGGGAAGAACUUUAUUAGCAAUAAUCAGCAUGGUUUUAUGAAACAUAGGUCAUGUCAAACUAACCUAAUUGCAUUCUGCAAAGAAGUAAGUAGAAGUAUAGAUCAGGGUGUUGCACUAGAUGUGAUCUACUUGGAUUUUGCGAAGGCGGGUUACUCACAAUAGGUUAGUCUUCAAACUAAAAGUUAUUGGUCUAGAUGAAUAUUCUUGUUCUUGGGUAGAACAUUGUCUUAAGGAUAGAGUACAACGAGUUGUCAUUAAUGGUAAAUUUUCAAGUUGGACAAAAGUGGUAAGUGGUUCUGUUUUGGGGCCACUUCUAGUUAACAUAUUUAUAAAUGAUCUUGAAAUAGGCAUUGAAAGCCAUGUUUUAGUGUUUGCAGAUGACACAAAACUUUGUAAAGUAAUAAAAUGUGAGCAGUAUAUUGCUUUGCUGCAGAGGGAUUUAGAUAGAUUGGGGGAUUGGGUACUAAAAUGGCAGAUGAAAUUUAAUAUAGAGAAAUGCAAAGUUAUGCACUUAGGCGUUAAGAAUGCACAAGUAACUUACAACCUAAAUGGUAGUGAAUUAGGGAUAACCACACACGAGAAGGAUUUGGGAAUUGUUAUAGACAACAAAUUAGGCAGCAAUAUGCAAUGUCAAUCUGCAGUUGCUAAGGCCAGUAAGAUUUUGUCAUGUAUAAAUAGGGGCAUAUAUUCUCGGGAUGAAAAUAUAAUUUUGCCUCUUUAUAAAUCGCUGGUAACAUCACACAUUGAAUAUGCUGUUCAAUUUUGGGCACCUGUUCUAAAGAAAGAUAUAUAUUAUGGCACUAGAAAAAGUGCAGCGGCGAGCUACAAAAUUGAUAAAAGGAAUGGAGCAUUUUAGUUACGAAGAAAGGUUAAAAAAAUCUCUUUAGUUUGGAAAAACGGUGCCUGAGAGGGGAUAUGAUAACAUUAUACAAAUAUACUCUGGGCCAGUACAAAUCAUUAUCUGGAAAUCUAUUCAUAAACAGGGCUAUACAAGGUCAAGCAUUUAGGCUGGAAGAAAGGAGAUGUAAUCUAAGGCAAAGAAAAGGUUAUUUUUUACAGUAAGAGCAAUAAGGAUAUGGAAGUCUCUUCCUGAAGAGGUGGUUUUGUCAGUCAUUACAGAUGUUUAAACUGCAAUUGGAUAAAUACUUGCAAAAACAUAACAUACAGUGAUAUAAUCAGUGGGGUAAUAGCUGCUUGAUCCAAGGAGAUCUGACUGCCAUUUUGUGGUCAAGAAGGAAUUUUUUCCUAGUUUGUUGCAAAAUUGGAAGCGCUUCAGACUAGGUUUUUUGCCUUCUUUUGGAUCAACUGAAAAAAACAUAUGUGAAGAAGGCCGAACUUUAUGGAUGCAAGUCUCUCUUUUCAGCUAUGUAACUGUAUAUAUUUAUGAAAUGCAUUUAUUUUUUUCAGAGAGGUUACAAUUCUGCUUUAAACAAGCAUUGCUUCCUGAUUUCCCUGUACAAAUAUGUAUGUCUUGAGCAUAACACUUUCUUCUUGCAGGCUGUCUGAUUUAACCUCUCCUCUCUAUAUUGCCUAGUUUUUCACUCCUAUUAUCUCCGUGUGACCUUACAGGUAUGCCAUUGCCCUUGCUCUCCGUGAAAAACAGCGCGUUAUUUUCACAAGUCCCAUAAAAGCACUCAGUAACCAGAAAUACAGAGAGAUGUAUGAAGAAUUCCAAGACGUCGGGCUAAUGACGGGCGAUGUCACAAUUAAUCCCACUGCGUCAUGCCUUGUCAUGACAACUGAGGUAAUUACUUUUCUCUAUGUAUAUUAUUAUAAUAAUAAUAUAUGGUUUCAUUUUAUGUUUCCGUUUUUAUUAAAUUCUAUUUGGUCUGUUUAAUUGUUGGUUCCUGUGUCUUGUUUUAGAUUUUGAGAAGUAUGUUGUACCGAGGAUCUGAAGUGAUGAGAGAAGUUGCCUGGGUUAUAUUUGAUGAGAUUCAUUACAUGAGAGAUGCAGGUAUUCUUUGUGAUUGCUAAUGUUUAUUCCCAUAAAUUUAUGUAAUCUUAAAAUAGAUUUUUCUAAAUGUGAAAAAAAAAAAGAAUCUAAAUCCAUUUAAGAAUUGAAGAUUGCUUGUGAAUAGCUGUGCUUGUUGAAGACCUUCUACAAAGUAAAAGUGGUAUUCAGUUCUUGGAAUUGUGAUGUAAUUUAAAAGAAACUUGAGAUAUUUACAGCCAAUAUUGUCCUGAGCAGUUUUGUUCCCAGCUCUGCUAAUUUAGUCUAAAUUUCACAAAUUUAGUUUCAGUUCGGUUUUCAGUUCACCAUAUUUAAUUGUGUCAAAUUCUGAGAUUAAUCCUGAAGUCUGAGUUUGACCUCCUGACACCUAUGUAGAACUGUAGUUAUCGAUCAAUGUUUUUGAUAAGGUGUUUAUUUGGUAUCUCUCAAAAUAUGGAUGAAUUUUAGAACAAUUACCAAUAUAAUCAGCAUCUUUGUAUAUUUUAAUAAUUGCACAAAAAGUUUCACCUUUGACACAGUUGCUGGUUUUGUGUUUUGUUUUUUUGAUUUUGGCGGAGGGUGUACUUUCUUAUUUUAGCCAAUAAAAAUUGUGAAACUUUGAUAUAUUGGGAAAUGUAUUAACAGUGUGCAAUGCGUUUUUACAAAGCUUUCAAACAUGCUUUUAGAUGUAUGCAUGGUGAAACGAGAUUGUACAGUUUUAGUAAUUUAUGGUGUGAUACCAACCAAACCUUUAACCAGCUGUGCUAUUGUAGUCCCAAAAGAGCUGGGAUGGCCGCUGUAUAACACCCUGUUUUGUAACCUGCCUUUCUCUUUAUGUAAAAUUGCCAUGUCUUGUUUGUAUAACAUUUUGUUUUGAGCAGAAUGCAGUGUGUGUCCUGUCUGGUAUGAAAUGCAACAGGCAUACCUUUAUCACUUAGAGCAGGGGUGCCCAAAGGGUAACUUUUCUGUGUGUUCUAGAACUACAGCUUCCAUGGUGCUUUGUCAUGCUAAAUGCAUGCAAAGCAUCAUGGGAGAGGUAGUUCUACAUCUGGGGAUCUACCUUUUUUGGCAUCCUGACUUAGAGGAUUAAUGCAUUUGCUUCCUGCACUAUUCAUAAUACAACUAAUUUGCUUUAAGAGAUAUAAGGCAUUCACAUGCUCUGUUAUCACACCAACAUAUAAUGCCCUAAUGGAAAUCUUGUUUUCUUUGACAGAAAGAGGUGUAGUAUGGGAGGAAACCAUAAUUCUUCUUCCAGAUAAUGUACAUUAUGUGUUUCUUUCUGCCACCAUACCCAAUGCCCGGCAAUUUGCUGAAUGGAUCUGCCAUCUCCAUAAGCAGGUAUUUACAGUGAUCCUUUCAUAAAUGUUUUGUUGUGUGUGUGUCCUCCCAAUCUACAGUAGUUUACUUUUAACUUAAACACAUAUUCUUGUAAUUGUCCUAUUUAUAGUUAACCACCCCUCUCAUAAUAUUGUAAAGCGCUACGGAAUCUGUGGGCGCUAUAUAAAUGGCAAUAAUAAUAUCAUGGAUUAGCUUGUCUGGGAGUUGAAUUUCUACAGUUUUUAAUUUCCCAAUUGAAAUACAAGUGACAAACUCCUUCCCUGGAUAAUGAGCAGUGCAGAAGAAAAUUUUAGUCUGCAAAUCUCUCUAGAUCUAUAGCUCAUCUAAUGUCGUCAGAAUUAGGAACGUUGAGAGACUCCUUCCAUUUGGUUACUAGAAUAUUAAUAGAGUACAAAUGUUCUAUUUUCAGGGGGGACAAAUUGAUAUUUAGAGUGUGAGCUAAAAUGCUCACUGGUAUUCCUGGUCCAAUCUUGAAUUCAGUGCCUGAUUGAUUUAGACUUGCCUCUAGCUGCUAAAUAGAGGGAAGUAAGCUGCUAUCAAUGAGGACUUAAAUUCAACAGCUGGUAAAUUUUAAAAAUUGAGUGUCUGAUGGUGCAGUUUAACUAGGACUUUAAUAUUAUGAUAAUUCUGUGUGUUUAUGAAAUAGUUGGUGGUUUGUUUAUUUUUUGUUUUUGGUUUUUUUAAGCUAUUGUUUGUUUAUAAAUGUAACUUCGGAUUCUGUAAACAGAAACUAUUUGCUAAAUUUAGAUCUUUAAUUUGAAUCUAGAAAAUAAAACUUCUUGGCUUGUUUGAUUUAAAUUUAAAGCUUUUAUCCUUUUUGUUUUACCAGCCUUGUCAUGUCAUCUAUACAGACUACCGACCUACUCCGUUGCAACACUACAUCUUUCCAGCAGGUGGAGAUGGACUUCACCUUGUGGUGGAUGAAAAUGUAAGUUAAACUUGGUGCACCUGAGAAGAUACAUUCUUUUCAGGAUCACUUCAAACCCCUGGAGUUUAAAGGUUAAACAAGGUGUCCCCUUUCUUUCAAGAGAAAUUAUCACUUUCAUAAAGCUCCUGUGAUACUUUUCCUCACUUCUUUGAGCACUCAGUGUACAUUGUUAUAUGGGGUUGCCAAAAUCUAAAAUUAUCAACUCAACACGCAAGCGUUAUAAAUGUAUAUAUUUAUGGAAUGUUUACUUAAAUGCUGUUAUGCUUUAACUUAAAAGAUAUGAAGGGGAUGUGUAGGUAUUGUUAUGAAUUCCCUACCUAGGAACACUGUUUGCUCUUACUGCAAGUUUAUUGCCCCUACCUCAUGUAUGUAUGCAUAUACAAGUAGACUCCUGUUAAUGCUAUACAUGAAGCCUGGCAUGUAAACCGAUCCAUAAUGGGUGAUAUGUCUGCAUAUCCAUUGUGCGUGGACAUGCACACCUAGGGAGUACUAUCGUAUGAAAUUCUAAAUGAAAACCGUUUCUUAUUGAAGACUGGCUGAGCCACAUGGAAAAUGUGGUUUCACAAAUGUCUGAAGUCCCAAUCUGCAUACAUCCAUCUUGGUGAUGGGUGUAAGCAAUGCUAUAUUAAUUAAAAUGGUAAUUCCCCAUUUAUAUAUACAUAUUUUAUAGAUUGAGUGCUAGGGUGGUUUAGCAUGGAGCUCACAACUUCAAAAGUCUGUGGUAGUUUUGGUGCUUAAAAUAAAUACUUAAACACCAUGGAAAUUCGGGUAGGACAAUAAAUCAAGUAGUAGUUUAAUACAUGCUUUUAUAAUUUUUAUUCUUUGUUUAAAGAUGUAAAUUUACAUAUUUUUUUUUCACAGGGAGAUUUCAGAGAAGAUAACUUCAAUACAGCAAUGCAAGUCCUGAGAGAUGCUGGGGAAUUAUCUAAAGGAGACCAGAAGGGGCGGAAAGGGGGUACUAAAGGUACGCAGUAUGGGUAGACUAAGCAUACAUUAUUUUUAUUACUGGUUUAAACUUAAAUUGAAACUUAUUAAAAUAGGGAUGUUCCGAGCAGUACAAAGAGCAUAGUCUAGAACUUGUGGAUUUACAGUGAAUACUUUUUGACAUGUUUUCAUUUAAGUCCUAUUGGAUUUCAUCAGGUAAUGCACCGCAAAGAAAUAGGCCAUUACGUUAGGAGGAAGAGUAUGUCCCAUCCUACCCAUAUGCUGUGAAAAAAAAAUCUGCAUAGUGUUCUCCUAUAAAACACAUUCCUCAUUCUUUGGUCUCCGUUGAUUUUUAGAACCUGGUCAAAGGAGGGGGAUAUGAAUUGUAAUUUUUGACUAAGGAUUUUUAGCAGCCAGAAACAGGUGGCUUCAAAGCUGGUUUUAGUGAGUUAAGGAGAAUGAGGUGUAUACGCCACAGGGCCAUACACUGGUCUGCUGGUACGAGGAGACUUGCAGGUUUAGAUGCUAUCCAGAAGACCACCGUGUGCUAAUGGAAUAUCACUCCUAAAAGAUGGUGUAUGUCCUUUAUAGCAGCCGACAUCACUUGUAGAGUGACGUAAAGCUGUAUUUAACACUUUAAGUAAACUGCUUACAUGAAACGGAGCCUUGUAACAAUUAAACAAAAACAAAAAACCUACAAAACAUGUAGGCCUUGUUUGAAAAAUCAGUCUGCAAUAAAUAUGAUUGAUAUUAAACUUAAAUCCAGAGCAAACCUACUGAAUAUCAAAUAUAGUUUAAAAAGUGUUUGGAUUUCUUUUUUAUUUUAUUUUAGGUCCUUCUAAUGUGUUUAAAAUUGUAAAGAUGAUCAUGGAGAGAAACUUCCAGCCCGUUAUCAUAUUUAGCUUCAGUAAGAAGGAUUGUGAGGCCUACGCUUUGCAGAUGUCCAAACUAGAUUUCAACACAGGUAAUGGUUUAGUAAUUGAAAUGUUUUGUUAUUGGGUGUAUGUUGUGAAGGAGGUUAGAAAUACAGUCUGUAGGACAGUGAUAGCCAACCUCAGGCUGUUGCUUUACAUUUCUCAUCAUCCCUUUCUUGUGGUUAUUCGUUUGAGGUAGAGAUUGUUAUGUAGCUUUUUAACAUUUAAUAUUAAUAAGGAACACAAAGGAUGUUCCUAGAGACUUCUUGCCCAGGUUGUUAGUAGGAUAAACGUUCUUAGUGGAGAAUGCCUCAUUGCAUUACCAGCCUUAACCUGCUUAUAGGAAAUUCAGGCUCUAUGCGGCAUGCUGAAGAGUUUUAGUUAUUGGUAGAUGAUUGACACCUUCUCAAAGCAGUAUUUGAUUAUAUGCAAGGGUCUCUCUUUUCUAAAAAAAAAAAAAAAAAAACACAAAAAACUUAAUGUCGGUGAAGAUAUUUUGAGUCCCCAGGUGCCAUCUUACCUUAAAAUGUAAAAUCAUUUCCAAAUUUUUUGACACUAAUUGGAGGCCGGUGAUAGGCCGAUUGUCAAUCAAUAGAUGGUGCUCUGCACUUCUGCAUAAAAUGUAUUAUUCCUCUCUUGAGUUAGUGAGUUGCCUUCCCUGGGCUACCAGCUAAGCGCAUCCAGGCUUUGAACGGAUGGGGGCGGCUUAGCGUCAUGACACCAAAUUUUAUUUUGUCAGUGCCGCAGAAGCGCCUCAAUAAGACGGCCAUUACAGGGGGAGAUAUCCACAAAAACAAACUGCAAUUUAAAAAGGACCACUGCACCUAGGCCACUUUAUUGAGAUUAAGUGGCCUGAGUGACCUUAGUGGUCCUUUUAAAAAGCCUUUGGACCAGCCAAGGCUUGCACUUGGCGAUCCAAUCACGGUGUUUUCAAUGAGCUGUAUUUCAACUAAUUGAGACGUUUUUCCAAGGCAGAUACUCAUUGCCUGCCUUUGAGGUUGGCUCCAUAAAGCUAAACUCUGAUGGGGGAAACAAAACAUUCUCUCCCUCCCUCACUCCCCAACCCCAGAUUUCUAACAGUUUAAUGUAAAUAUUGAAAUUAACGUUGAAUUCCAGGCAAAUCUCUAAUGUAUAACCUUGAUAGUAACCAAUAGAUGCAGUACAAUAGAGUAUUACAUCCAGUAGUCAACCAAUAGAUUGCACUGCACUACUUGCAAGAAAAAUAACCUUGUGUGCUGCAAAAUUGCAAAGUAUAGUCCACCAGUAGAUGGCGCUGCACAUUAUGUACCAGCAAAAUAUAAUCCACCAAUAGAUGGCGCUGCACAUUUUGUACUGUAAAAAAUAAUUCACUAAUAGAUGGCACUAAACUACUGCAAGAGAGUAAAACCAGUAGAUGGCACUGUAUAUUAUGUUCUGCAUGUCUAGUGGUGGAUUCACUAAACACCCUAUUGCAACACUACCCAAAUUGCUGAUUUGGAAAGACUCGACAAAUAUUUUAGACACACAGGGUCAUGCGUGUUGGGAAUUCAAGGUGUAAUGCUCGAAGGGAUAUUCCAAGCAUCUAAACCAUUACAGCUUAAUGUAGUGGUUCUGGUGCAAAGAGACUGUUCCUGCAAUCUCGGCAAUUCAAACACUGUCUUUUCUGAUAACAAGCAGUCUUUACAUAUCUUAGAGGGACACUUCUAGUGGCUGCCACUAUUGUGUUGCUGCAGUUUUAUGCAGGUCUGAUGCUAAGCUUGAAGAUCCUGAAUGGUCCCUGUAGAGGUGCUUUGGUACAAUGCAUCUUUGAGGGGACUCUGCAUCGCAAUCACGUGUAAUAGCAUCUUAAUGCUUCCCCAUGUGUCUUAAUUUUGCAAGUCCAUUUUCGAUUCAAACCUCCUGUCAAAAAAUAGAUGCCACAUAACUUAAACAUAUCUGCAUGUUUUGAUAUCUUUACUAUAGUGAAAACUGUCUUGAUUUUAAAGAACAAAGUAACUAUGCUUCUAGUCCAGCACUUUGGCCUUAAAUUUGAACGUCAAUUUGAAUUCCACUUUAAUAGCCCUGUUUGUUAGCCCUGUUUGUCAACCAAUUGAUGGCGCUCGCAUUGUUACAUCAAGCUUUUAAGAAACUAUUUCAGUGGAUGGCGAUAGACAACAAUACUGCUUGAUAGCCAGUCAACCAAUAGAUGGCGCUGUAUAGCAAUACUGUACUCAACUUGUCAACGCAGUCAGAAACAUAGUCAACCAAUAGAUGGCGCUGCACAUCAAUACUGCGAGUUUGCCCGUCAACCAAUAGAUGGCGCUGUAUAGCCAUAUUGCGAGAUUGCCCGUCAACCAAUAGAUGGCGCUGUAUAGCCAUAUUGCGAGAUUGCCCGUCAACCAAUAGAUGGCGCUGUAUAGCAAUAUUGCGAAAUUUCCAGUCAACCAAUAGAUGGCGCUGCACAUCAAUACUGCGAGAUUGCCCGUCAACCAAUAGAUGGCGCUGUAUAGCUAUAUUGCGAGAUUGCCCGUCAACCAAUAGAUGGCGCUGUAUAGCUAUAUUGCGAGAUUGCCAGUCAACCAAUAGAUGGCGCUGUAUAGCUAUAUUGCGAGAUUGCCCGUCAACCAAUAGAUGGCGCUGUAUAGCUAUAUUGCGAGAUUGCCCGUCAACCAAUAGAUGGGGCAACUAAACAGAAUCCAAUCCAAGGAUACUCCGGCUAACACUCGAGAUGAUAGAUGAAAUUGUUCUAAUGAAAGGUAUUUUUACAUAUAUUGCUUUAAUCUAGAAAUAAAAAUUAGAAAAAUACUGUAUGGGCAUAGCCGUUCAAAACCUAAAGAAGCAUUUUCCAGAAAAGAUAGCCCAACAAGUUUUGUGCAGCAAUACCUGAAUAUCCUGCUACUGAAUAGUAUUAACCUAUGAUUUAACUAGUCAGCUGGAGAGAAAAGCUCGCCCUCGACAGGGACAGAGCCAACAAGAUGCAACGAAACUUAACAGUAGUAGUGGUGUUUGUUUAAUGCGAGUCUGGGGGAACUCCGGAACGGAAGCCGGAUUUAAAAAAAAACAUUUUUAUCAACCAAUAGAGGGCGCCGCUUAGCAAUACUUAGUUAAGAUCAGUCAACCAAUAGAUGGCGCUACACAUUAACACUUUAAAUAUUGAACCCAGCUUUCACAGGAGAAAUCCCUCAAUAGCAAUACAAAGUCAACCAAUAGAUGGCGCUGCAUGGUUAUUAUAUACCGGUAGUCCAUCAUAGUUAGCCAAUAGAGGGUACUGUUUAGCACUACUUAGGAUCAGUUAACCAAUAGAUGGCGCUAUACAUCAGUAUUGUGGUGAGAUAUAGCCAGUCAACCAAAAGAUGGCGCUGCACAUCAACGCUUUAUACUUGAAUAUUGAGUAUUGCUUUCACAGGAGAAAUCCCGCAAUAGCAACACAAAGUUAAUAGAUGGCGCUGCAUAGUAAUAUAUUGUCAACCAAUAGAGGGCGCUGCACAUCAACUCUCUAAAUUCGAAAUAGUAAACCCAGCUUUUACAAGAGAAACCCCUCAAAUGAAAUAAUAAACUGUAUUUUGUUGAACUUGUAAAAAUUGCAAAAAACAAUCCUCGGGUUUCCUGCUGUCAUUCACUCUGUCAAACCCAGGGUGUUAUUAAAGGUUGGAACCUGGUUACUGCAGUGUGAUCAGAUUUUGUUACCGAUUGUUGUUUAGACUUACAAGAGCAACUAAAUAUAGUUACAUUUUAUUCCAUUUGUGGAUUUUCUUUGGUGAACCCUGGAUUCCGUGUCAGAGAUUGUGAGAACCGCUCGUUCGGCUUUCACUUAGCGUCAUGAUGGCUAGUAUACAGCCUGAUAUUGGAACACUGAGAAUAGAAUGCCAGGAAUCUCUUCUUUCCUCUGUAUCUUUAUUUAUUAACCAGUCAACCAACAGAUGGCGCUGCUCAUAAACCCUGCAUGAGUACAUGUAGUCAACCAACAGAUGGCGCUGCAAUGUUACCUAUAAACAACCAACAGAUGGCGCUGCAAUGUUACCUAUAAACAACCAACAGAUGGCGCUGCAAUGUUACCUAUAAACAACCAACAGAUGGCACUGCAUAUCUGCGCUGCUAGAAUAUAUGGUUAACCGCCAUUAGACAUAGUCGACCAACAGAUGGCAUUGCAUGAUUAUGCUGCAUGAUUAAACAUAGAUGGCGCUGCACAUCAUUAUUGCAAAUUGGAUAUAGUCAUCCAGUAAUUAUUAUUGAUAAAGCGCCAACAAGUUCUGUAGCGCAGUACAAUGGAUGGACUAGAAAACACGUAUUUGUAACCAGACGAUAUGGAUACACAGGAACAGAGGGAUUGAGGGUCCUGCUCAAUGAGCUUACAUGCUAGAGGGAGUGGGGUAUAGUUUCAGCAGAGGAAUCAGGGUGUGGGGAGUGAAAGGUGUGCACAGUUUAAUUGAUAUGCUUUCCUAAAGAAGUACGUUUUCAAAGAUUUUCGUUGAAAGUGUGUAGACUGGGUGAAAGCCUAACAGAGAGGGAAAGGGGAUCCAUCGGAACCUCUAGAGAAGUCUGUAAGGUGAGCUUUAGAGGUAGGAGUAUGAACAGAGGUUAGACGCAUGUCUCCGGCAGAGCGUCAGGGGCCUUGAUGGGACAUAUUUGUGUAUUAGUGAGGAUAAGUAGGUCGGCGCAGCAUUGUGUAGAGAUUUGUAAGCAAGUGUCAGAAUCUUAAAUUGAGUCCUAUGUCUUACAGGAAGCCAAUGUAGGGACUGCACAUCUUUACUGUAAAUUAGAAAGUCAAUCAAUAGAUGGCGCUACACAUUACUGCAAAUUGUAUAUAGUCAACCAAUAGAUGGCGCUGUACAUCAUUACUUCAAAUUAGAUAGUCAACCAAUAGAUGGCGCUGCACAUAUUUACUGCAAAUUAGAUAGUCGACCAAUAGAUGGCGCUGUACAUCAUUACUGCAAAUUAGAUAGUCAACCAAUAGAUGGCGCUACACAUUACUGCAAAUUGUAUAUAGUCAACCAAUAGAUGGCGCUGUACAUCAUUACUGCAAAUUAGAUAGUCAACCAAUAGAUGGCGCUGUACAUAUUUACUGCAAAUUAGAUAGUCGACCAAUAGAUGGCGCUGUACAUCAUUACUGCAAAUUAGAUAGUCAACCAAUAGAUGGCGCUGUACAUUAUUACUGCAAAUUAGAUAGUCAACCAAUAGAUGGCGCUGUACAUCAUUACUGCAAAUUAGAUAUUAUCAACCAAUAGAUGGCGCUGUACAUCAUUACUUCACAUUAGAUAUGGUCAACCAAUAGAUGGCGCUGCACAUCUUUACUGCAAAAGGCAUUUUCUUGCAUUGCCAGACAGAUCUAUUCAUUGAUUUGAGAUACACAGAAUAAUAUAACACUUCUAUAUAUUAAAGGAUAAUGGUAAUUCUCCCAAAAUGUAUGUAAAUAUUGCUAUCACUUGUCAAUAUUUUAUAUAAUAAAAGUGUUCUGACAAAAUCUGAAUGUCACUGUGGUGACUAGUCUUUUUCAAAUGGGGAUCCACACUUUCUUGAUGAAUCUGUCAAGUGUUCUAACCAUUCCACAGCUAUCCCUCACUUUCCAGCGCUUUGUCAGGAAUAUUCUUUGCAUUUAAUUUUGAAUUAAAAGGGAUGAGUGCAGUGCAAAAAUAAGUGUUUCACUUAAGAGUGCAUAGUAUGGUAUUGUGUCGGCAAGCAUAAGUCUGCCUUCUGUAUGGCAGGAAUGUGAGUGUACUGAAUUGUGCUACAGUAAAGUAUGAGCAGUAUUGUCUCUUUUAAUUGGGGGGGGGGAAAAAUCUUGAUACGUAGUUAACAAACUGCAAAAUGCUGGUUGUGUGCAUUUUUUUCAAUAAACUUGCCAAUUUUGUGGUGUUUUAUCUGCAGAGGAAGAGAAAAAGAUGGUUGAGGAGGUAUUCAACAAUGCGAUCGAUUGUCUUUCUGAUGAAGAUAAGAAGCUCCCCCAGGUUUGACAUACUUAAAGCGUGUUUUUGACAAUAUUUAUUUGAUUUAUACCCAUCUCUUGUAAGACAAUAUAAUAAAAACUUAAGAAAAAAAAUGUUUAAACUGGCUGUGGGUGGAUGAAUUUGUGAAAUUAUGGUUGCAGUAAUUUGACAAUGACCAUUUUUUAUUUUAAUUAUUUUCUUAAUCCGUGUGUUUCACAGGUGGAACAUGUGCUGCCUCUUCUUAAGCGGGGAAUAGGAAUACAUCAUGGGGGACUCCUUCCUAUAUUGAAAGAGACCAUAGAGAUCCUUUUCUCUGAAGGUUUGCUCAAGGUACCAUUUGCUACAGAUAUGCCAGCUGUUCUAAGGGCACAGUCUAAAUAUUAACAUUGAAAUGUAAUGGUAUUCUUUUAAAGCAUGUUGUGAUUUAUUAAUACAAUACAUUUUGUUUAGAAUGUGCUAAGGAGGAGAUGUAACAGAUGCACAUUCAAACAUUCAGUGGGAAAAGAUAUGUUAAUGACUCCGACCACCGCAUACUAGGGAUCUGACUGUGUUGGAGAGACCUAGUACAGUAAUGUGUCGUCGGACAUAAUGUAAGCUAGUAAGGUAUAACUAGCACAGUGAGACACAUGUUAAGCAUCUAGAUGAACUGGAAUAGCAAUAGCCUCUAAUUUUAGAUUGUGUGGAUACUGGAUUUGCUCUUACAACUUUCAAAAAGCACAGUACCACACAGUAAUAGAAGGUGCUUUCAUAAUGUGAGGUGCACUGCAAGUAGUUAUUAUACAUUCCAAUAGGUGGCAGCAUUGCUUACUAUCUCAUGCAUUGCAUGUCAGGGCACCUGUGUGCCAUAUAAAUAGUAUCACAGAGAUGGGACAAUCCUACCAUAAUACCCACUAUCCUAUUACACUUAGCAUUACAAAUUCAAAAAAGGAAAAAUCAGGGUGGAUUUGGGGUAAUUAUGAGGCUAGGAGGAAAAUCUCCAACAAAAUUCAAUAUGUUGUUAAAAAACAAAACUUAAAUUGGACGACCUGAUUGGAGACACAUUUUAUGGUGUGUAUGUUUUGUACGAAGCAAAUCUAACUUUGUUACACAUGAGAUCAUAUUAGUCUUAUUUAAAUGUACGUUUCAGUAAAUAUUGUGCUGAAGUUAUUUAAUGUAAAUGCUUCAUGUUGCAUGGAGUAUAAAAUGAGGUGAAAAUAAGCUCACAAAGUAACAUUUUCAUUCUUUUAGUCAGUGCAGCUGCAGUACGUGUGUCAAUUAUAUGGUUGAUACAUUUUACAAAAUCUGACAAGCCUUAUUAUUUUGCAGGCUUUGUUUGCUACAGAGACUUUUGCAAUGGGAAUUAACAUGCCGGCCAGGACUGUUCUAUUCACAAGUGCCCGUAAAUUUGAUGGAAAAGAUUUUCGCUGGGUAAGCAUCUUUAAAAUGUACCAAACGUUUUGUUUGAUGGAAAAAAAAAAAAAAAAACUUUUUUAUUUUUCAUGCAGUACCAAUAGAUGGCGCUGUGUUUUAUAAUUGCAGGAUAGUGCUUGUUUGCUUGUUCCUGUCUCCUAUACCGCAAGCAAUAUCAUACAUGUGUCAAGAUGGCAGCAAUACUUGGUCUUGUGCUCACGUUCAUUCUAUACAAUGCAAUACAGUGUUAAACUAUUUUGCAUAAUAUAUGCAGCUAGAGAUGUAUACUAUUCUACCCCAUUGUGAGUCCUUUUUAAUUAACCCUGCCCAGAAAAAAAGCUUUUUUUUAUUUUUAUAGCUAAUGCUAUACCAGCUCACAAUCUAGCAGGUAUGUGUGUGUGUGUAUAUGUAUAUAUAUAUUUUAUACACACACAGUGCAUGUGACUGCUGGCCCCAGACAUGGUUUUGAUACAGGUUAGAUGUGGAGCCAAAGUGACAUCAUUAUUUUCCUAAAUGGCUUGUAGUAGGUUUACGAAAUCAUUUUGUUCAUUCACAUCAAAUUACCUUUAUUUAUUUUUUUAGGCUUACUGGCAAGGUUGUUGAUUGUACUCUGUUCAGGAUAUUACUUAGAGCCACAUGGUGGUUGUGCUAGAUUCACGUGAAUAUAUAAGGCAUGAUGUGAUUUCCCACAGCAUUGCGCAAUCUAUUAGUAUUUCAUUCACUAAUGUAAAUCUAAUACUCACUCCAUACAUUGUGUAUAUUAGGUCAUCAUUGCCAAACAUGUUCAAAUGGAUAGGAAUUAAAAACAAAAAACAGGUGUUUUCAGAAGAGAACAACAUUGGUAAUUGUUAUAAUUGAUGAAGAAAUUGUAUACAAUGUAAAGUGAAAGUUCAAUGGAUUUUAAGCAUUCACCUCAAACUUACUAAACUUUGUUUUAAUUUAGAAUUGCAAAACAUGUACAUAUUUCCUUAAAACAACCAAAAAGCUUUUGUUAUAUACAUAUUGUAUAGACACUGGGUACUAGUGUCACAGUAAACCCAUGUAAUAAGAAAAACAGAGAGAUCGGCACUUAAAUGGAUCAGCGCUUAAUAACUGGACUAAAAGAGGCAGCACACCUGAAAGGUGGGGUCUUCCGCAGUAAACUCUCUAAAAAAAAUCUUAGUGAAAAACUGGCAAGAAAACCAGGUUGUGCCAAAUAGUAUACUAUAUAACUGUUAAAGAAAACAUAUGCCAACAAACUGGUAGAGAAAAACUCCUAACUUUAGAGUCCUUUUUUUUAUUGAAGAGAUCUUGGUAAGCUUUCGUGCUUGGGAACAAUAUUAAAGUUGACUAUUCAACACAAUACAUAAGAAUGUGGAAGUAAUAUUAAUAUAUCUAUUUCAGAAUAUUGCAUAUUCGAAUUUCUCCACAACCCCCCUCUGCAGGUGCUUUUGGGUAAUACUUCUUGGUGCAGUUAUUGUUUGCACUGUGAUGCUAAAGCAAUACUAUUUAUCAGCCUACAAUCCCUUAUUAAAAGACGCAUUUAUAUAAUCCUUUUCAAGUAAGCUUGGUGGUUUCCCAACUAUUCAUACGUAUAAUUUAUUUGUUGUGCAGAUCUCAUCAGGUGAAUACAUUCAAAUGUCUGGUCGUGCUGGGAGGCGUGGAAUGGAUGAAAGGGGAAUAGUAAUUCUUAUGGUUGAUGAAAAAAUGAGCCCAACAGUUGGAAAACAGCUACUAAAGGUAAGAUCUAGGCUUGCUGUCUUAACAAUGUAUUCAAAUCUAGCUAAAAUUAGACCAACUUUAUCUUCAGUUUAAGAAAGUUCACAUUUUAAAAAGAAAUAAAUAAAAGCAUAGACUGUAUAUGCUCCAAUAUAUGUUCAAAUUGGGGUACAUAACAUUUAUUUUGCUGCAUAACAUACUUGCCGCCUUAAAUUAUUUGUUUUGCAUGUUCAUGUUAAACCAAACAGACUGACUGCGUAUGACAAUAUAAGGUAGAAGUGUGAAAUCUAGAUGAAAAUGAUGUGUAUUGGGGGGGUGGGACAGCAGGGUGGUCUUGAGUUGCUUUUGUAAUAAGAGACCCCUCUAUUAUGUUGAGACAAAUAGGAAAGCCAAGUAUUUCACGUAUCUUGGUAUUUCUCUGUCCCAUCUAUUAAACUUGCUGUCUGUUACUCCAAUAUCCUAAUCUCCUCCACCCUGUCCAGCUCAUUAGUGAAUGAUAGGGCUGAGGGCUGCAUCCAGAAAGAAGGGACCAGUGUUCUCACUUCCAGAAACAAAUACUUGGAGAGGUUAAGUACAUUGUUUAGAAAUGGGGAGCUUGGUGUGGUACAAGAACACAUCCACAGGGUGGAAAAGAUAAACUGUAUGUAUUAAAGAAAGAACAAAAAAAAAAUACUUGGUACACCUUUAUCUCAACAGCAUUCCUCUGUUGUCCACAUCAUGCAUUUACCAGUGGCUGUGGCUGCAGGGUCCAUUGGAAACUAGUUCUCAAUAGAUUGUUGGCUGUAAGUGCAGGGUCCAUUGGAUUCUAGUUCAAUAGAUUGUUGGCUGUGGGUGCAGGGUCCAUUGGAAACUAGUUCUUAAUAGAUUGUUGGCUGAGGCUGCAGGGUCCAUUGGAAACUAGUUCUCAAUAGAUUGUUGGCUCUGGCUGCAGGGUCCAUUGGAAACUAGUUCAAUAGAUUGUUGGCUGUAAGUGCAGGGUCCAUUGGAAACUAGUUCUCAAUAGAUUGUUGGCUGUAAGUGCAGGGUCCAUUGGAUUCUAGUUCAAUAGAUUGUUGGCUGUGGGUGCAGGGUCCAUUGGAAACUAGUUCUCAAUAUAUUGUUGGCUGAGGCUGCAGGGUCCAUUGGAAACUAGUUCUCAAUAGAUUGUUGGCUCUGGCUGCAGGGUCCAUUGGAAACUAGUUCAAUAUAUUGUUGGCUGUAAGUGCAGGGUCCAUUGGAAACUAGUUCUUAAUAGAUUGUUGGCUGUGGGUGCAGGGUCCAUUGGAAACUAGUUCUUAAUAGAUUGUUGGCUGUGGGUGCAGGGUCCAUUGGAAACUAGUUCUCAAUAGAUUGUUGGCUGAGGAUGCAGUCUAUAAUCUGUCUCCCACAGUGAGGUUUAUUUAUAAAAUAUUCCGACCAGAAAUGUGGGGCAGAGUUCAAAAAGUGGGGCUGUCACCAUAGAAACUAAUGGAGUCAGCAUAAACUUUACUGGAUGUAAUUUGGAAUGUAUUUAUUUUUUUUAUUAGAAGGAAGGGGUAAACUAUAGUUCUAAAAGUGACAAAACAUUUCAUAUAAGCUGCAUUGCACCACAUCAGUUAUCCUUCAUAAACAGCCAUUGUUGCAAUCAUGCGACUGUUUACUUGUACUAAAAGGGAUUUACACUUUAUGCAGGAGGAAAUAUAAAAAGUAACGGACUCUAACAGUUUAUGGUAUUAAUCAAGGGUGCGGAAAAGGUAGAUUCCCCCAGAUGCUGAGUCCCAUGAUGCUUUGCAUGUAUUUGGAAUGCCUUUAGUGUGGCAAAGCAUCAUGGAAGCUGUAGUUUUAAACCAUCUGGGGAUCUAGCUUUGGGGCAGCCCUGGUAUAAAUGAUACACCAGUUAGUACCUAAAGCCCAUCUUAUUCAAAAGAGUUGUACAAAAACCUUGAUGUAAAUAUUUGUCACCUUAGACUUCAAGGCUGAAGUAAGUGUCCCAUUAAGAACAUUUACAGAGGCUGCAUUGUGCUGUAACAGUUAUUGAUGGAAGGCUGUCUGUAGUUUUACAGUGAGAUGUGCAGUGCAUGGCCACCCCUGACCUCAGUACUUUGAAUUUUGCUGCAACCUCUAUCCUUUCCUUGAUAAUUAAGUGUUCUUGCAUAGCAAGACCACUUAAUGUUAUCUCACAUAUAUAUUAUUAAGUGUUCUUGCAUAGCAAGACCACUUAAUGUUCUCACAUAUAUAUUAUUAAGUGUUCUUGCAUAGCAAGACCACUUAAUGUUAUCUCACAUAUAUAUUAUUGUUAAGUGUUCUUGCAUAGCAAGACCACUUAAUGUUAUCUCACAUAUAUAUUAUUAUUAAGUGUUCUUGCAUAGCAAGACCACUUAAUGUUAUCUCACAUAUAUUAUUAAGUGUUCUUGCAUAGCAAGACCACUUAAUGUUAUCUCACAUAUAUAUUAUAUUAUUAUUAUUAUUAUAGCAAAAUUUGCCACCCUAACUCCUCCCACAGUUUUACACUACAUAGACCAAAAUUUACCAAAACGUGCAGAUUGUUCCCGAUCGGAUUGCUAUUACUUUGUGGAACGUUUCGCCGAAUGGUUCACGGAAUAUCGUCGUUCUUGUGGCGCAAUUUGUCCCAUAGGAAUGAAUGGCAAAGCUAGAGUGGGAGCUGGCAAAAGCUGAAAAAUCAGGACAUGAUUGCUAAACUGCCACCACUCCCUCAUUUUCAGGCCCACCUACACAAAUCUUAUAUCAAAACGUUCAGCUAUCCCUGCUGCCACUAAACAUGUCAACGGCUAAGCCACAGUCCUGAUAGUUUUCACAAUAUAAUCAUUUGUUUGCAUCUAACGCCGUCCAUUGACAUUCAUUGAAACUUCACUCUGCAAAGCUCAAAUUUGAAGUGCAAUUUCUAAACUGCGACUGUGCCUUCAUUUUUAAUACUUCAGAGACAUACUAUGCAUCAAAAUGUAGGUCUGGGUCUUGUGAUUCUCACAAUAUAAAGCUCUUCGCUGUAGGAUUUAUAGUUUUUAAAAUAUGACCGUUUGAAGAUGGCAACCACCAAAAUACUCUGACCUGUCAAGGCUGCAGCAGCAAGUGAUGUCAUAGACAGGGCCUUUUGAACACCUGCUAAUGUUUUUAUAAAUGUAUGGUUUAAUGUAACUGUGCAACAACGUUGCAAUUAAAUGUGUUAUAUAAAUGGUAGUUACUCCGCCCACUCCAGUUGUAGACUACUGGUGGAGGCAAGAACACUUCACACAAUUUCCCCAGAAAUUGUAGCUUUUCUAGUUAUUAAAUAUAUCCCUAUAAGCACAUUCUGUCUGUUGAGACAACAUGGAGCACAUUAGAUAUGGUUGCUAUUUUCUUCUGACAGGCUGUUUUGGGACUGGUUUUGGAGAUCUCCUUUCAAACAUUCUCUGAAUCUGCCACAUAAUUUGUAUUGGCUGUGUGUUUUGGCAUUGCAACAAGACUGCCCACUGGUUCAUGCUGCACAUGGACUCACGCAAAAUCUAGGUUUAAAGCUGCAUUCACACUUGAGAACAUGUGCUGAAAUCCAAUUCCAUAAUCUCUUCUCACUUCAUAAUCUAGAAAUCUUCUUUUGCUUCAGUGUGUGUAAUAUGUCUCCUAACACUUAACGAACUGGGAUUUCAAAAUACAUGGUGCUUUCAAGCCAAAUCCUAUGAAAGACCAGCGGCAGGUCCGUGCCUUUAUCUGAGACUGGAAAUGCUUAUGUAAUACAAACCAAUGCAGCUGAGACUGCAUAAUAUGCAGACCUUAAAAACACACUUAUAGCACUGGAUGGCAAAUUCCUCUACCCUCUAUUAGAAGCUGAUUUUGUUUCUUGCCUUGAGUACUAUAUUGAAUACUUUUACCAUUCCUGGUGUUUAUUUUAAAGAGUGUAUUGUUUAGGAUUACACAGGGUUUUAAGAUUAUUCUAAUAUUUGUAUUUAGUUAUAUGAAGACUUUGGUGCUGAACUGUUAACGGUUGUACUGCUGCAGGGGCACCGCACAUCCUCGUACUAUAACCACUACAUUACAGUGACGUUGUUAUUAAUGUAGCGUUGUUGCUAAUCUGAAAGACAUUUUGGGCCGUGAAUAAAAUUCUAUGGUGUGGCAGUGAUAAUAUUUUGGCUGGGAUUGUUUUUGUGUCAUAACCCUAAUAAUGAAACUUAAUUUAAAGUGAAAUUCCAAUUUAAGUCCAAAGUAGCCGUAUAUGAAAGUCUCCAAAUUAGCUUUUCUUCCAAUGUGGCUACUUUGGCCUUAAAUUGGAAUUUCACUUUGAAUGCUCAAAAAUUUUCAGUUCCUUUUAAUCUUUGUUUUAAAUGACACAAUACUUGAUUGUCAGCAUUAGAGUACAGUUAUGCUCGGGGCAAAGUAUUUGGGUGCCUUAUAUAUGAAAAUGGCCACAUCAGUAAAUAAUAAGCAGUGUUAAAUGGAAGCAUUGUCGAUGAGUGGUGGCUGGGACAUUUAAUGAUUAUUGGGUUUGUUUGGCCCCUCUAGAUUUCAAUGAUAUGUUGUUGUAAAUAGUAGAAACCAGCUCUAUAUUUAACCAUCGUCACCAAACAAUAGUCAACAGUGUUUAUGCCAUGACCAAUUUAGUUAGUACUGUCAUACUAGAUAUUACUGUUGUAGCUGAUAACCAGUUGUGUUAAUGAUUAAAGUAUAAUACUGUGACAUUUUUAGAAUGGAUGAUACCUGUCUGUGCCAAGGUAGAAACCCUUUCUAGUAGAGACAAAUGCCUGCAGAACUAAUGCAGGAAGUGUACGUUGAAUUGUGUACAAGGUUUCCUUAGAGAGCAGGUUGGUAAAUCUCCCCCAUUGUUAGUGGAGUCUGUCUGCGUUCCACAUUUAAACCAAGUGUCAUGUUCUGAAAAUGGUGCAAUCACCAUGGAAACCAGUGGAACCAGCAGGCUGUAACUUUCCAUUAAAACCCCACCCCUUUUACCAUUUUUUUCGAACACCACACCUUGGAAAAUGUCCCCUAAUUAAUUUGAGUAACUUUUCAUACAGGAAAGGUAGAUGUUGAAAGUAAAAAAGGCUACAUAUGUGCUGCUCAUUGCUUAGAAAAUGGAUCUUGCAGGACAGAAUGGGUUCUGUAUUCCAUACAGUGGAACACACAAUUUUAUCUUGUUCUGUCAACACAGAUUUAAAAAAAUAUAGCUUUUGAGCUAAAAUAUAUAAAAAGUGUUAUAUACCAACUACUCUGUCCGCCAGGGUAUAAAAGAGUAUAUAAAGAGUUCUGCUGCCUACAUCAGCUGUAGUGAUGCCCCGAACGGUUCGCCGCAGACUCAUCAUUGAGUAAACUUUGACCCUGUACCUCACAGUCAGCAGACACAUUCCAGCCAAUCCGCAGCAGACCCUCCCUCCCAGACCCUCCCACCUCCUGGACAGCAUCCAUUUUACAUUCAUUGUGAAGCUGCAUUCUUAGUGAGCUGUCCAGGAGGUGGGAGGGUCUGGGAGGGAGGGAGGGAGGAUCUGCUGCUGAUUGGCUGGAAUGUGUCUGCUGACUGUGAGGUACAGGGUCAAAGUUUAUUCAAUGAUGAGUCCGUGGCAAACCGUUCGCGGCAAACCGUUCGGGACAUCACUAAUCAGCUGUGCUAACCACCCCACAAUAAUUAGCUAAAGGCAUAAUUGGGCAUGUAGGUUGGAGAAACCAUUUAAGUAAGUGCAUGCUUGAUGUGAUCGCUAACUGAAAUAAAAGUAAAUGCAAUAGUGUUAUGGGUAAUAAAUGUUACAGGCUUAUUGUGCAGAAAUGUUUAUUUUCUUGUGUUUCUAAGGAUGAUUUCUAUCCGGUUUUCUGUGUUGGCCACUAUGUAAUAUGUCAGCAUGCUGCUACAACAAUCUAAAUCUUUUUGUGGUAGAAAUCUGUACAGAGGGCUAAUGAAUAAUCUAUAUGUAUGUAAGGUUUAAUAACACUGGUUGCAAACAGUGUGGAUUGAUACCAUAUAAUGUACAAUAUCUCCAAAACCACACUGGCACAAAUGGGGCUUAUAUUUAGCAUUUAAUAACAUGUGGUGCAAAGUGGGUGGGAAAUAUUAGAAUAUAAUAUGUAAUAUUCACAAAUCCUAACUGGCACAAACAUUGAUUUUUGUAGCAAAAACCAGCACAAAGAAAUUAUUUAUUAGUUUUUAAAAUUGAAAUGGAGACAAUAGGCAUCCAGGCCACUUUAUCUCAAAGUUCUGCAGAAUGGUAAUGUUUUCAUUGAAGGAGUUUAACCCCUUAAGGACCAAACACCUGGAAUAAAAGGGAAUCAUGACAUGUCAUGUGUCCUUAAGGGGUUAAAGCAGCACGGUCAUGCCGAACUUACCUUUCCCCAAUCGAUUCCUCUUCUCCCCCUUUGUCAGGAUCUGUUCUUCAUUUCUUCCUGUCUGCUCUUGUUUUCUUUAAAAAGUAAGACAAGAAGGGACUAUUUGUCUUAUGGAUGUUUCCUAUGACUGACCAUCUAUGACCACUGGAGGAGCAAAGUGUGCUCCGUUUCCUGUGGACAGAGAAAUUUCCCCACAAUUCUUACCUUUCCUCCGUGACCUCACGAUGCUUCCUGUCCGUAUUCCGGAAGGUCCUGUCAUUUAGACAGAAUGGCGGCGAAACUACUGAAUUUCGUCAUAACAGAAUGAGAACAGUUUCUCCAUUCGUGUUAGGACCUAAUUCGGAACUUUGUCGGGAUCGGAAUUUAAUUCGAAUGAAUGAAAUUCUGAUCUGAUUCGUGCCACGGCUGCAUCUUACAGAUGCUUAGUAGAUAACUCCCUAAUUCCCACACUAUUGGGGAGCGAUCUACAAUAAGGCUGAAUGACCUAAAUUGUUCUUUCAGCCAAAUUUACUAAUACUAAGCAAAGAUUACUUAGUAUUAAUAAAUUCCGCCCCUAGUCACUAUAUCGUGGGUUGGGGCAUGUCUACUAAACAGUGAGCAGCAUUCUGAUUGGUUUGCUUGAAAUCCAACCAGUGCUCUGUGUCAUUUUACACAGCGUGGGAAAGUUCUUUGGAAUUUUACCAUGCUGUGUAAUUUGACUCAUAAUACUGUGAUUUGUUGCUUAACUGGGCAUGCGCUGGAAUUUCACAGCACUAUCUAGUGUGGGCAUAUGACGUGUCCCACAGGGACUUCAUCUACCCACACAAAGAUGGCGGCGCCUAGGGCAGAAAAUAAAGAUUAAAAUAUAGGUAUUAUGGGGGGGGGGGGACUAGGGGGACAAUUUUGGCAUUUGGGGGUGACUAGGGGGACAAGUAAAUGUAGUGGAGACAUAAAGAAGACAGCCACUAGAUGUGCUUCAGAGGAAAUAAGAGUAAAACAGCAACUUCUAUCAAAUGGUCUCAGAGACCUUCUGAUUGGUGCAGUAUGGCAUUUUAUGCGGAUUUAUAGUUUGGUUAUCAGACUAAAGAGUGCAUUGAUGCCACUUAUCUGCUGCUGCUAGAUGGGGAGUCUGUUGAUAUAAUUCCUUGUCAGGCAUCAUCAGAGGUACAUUAUAAUAAAAAAUAUAUAAAUAAAUGUGUGUGUGUGUGUGUGUGUGUGUGUGUGUAUAUAUAUAUAUAUGUAUAUAUAUAUGUAUAAAUGAUGUUGAUUCCUCUUUUAAUCAUGAAAACAUACAGGUUUCUGGGAAAGUUAUUUUUUUUCCUCUUAAAUGACAUUAGCCAGGAAUAAUAUCUUCUGUUUUUGCUUCCUUUCUCUAAUGGAAAGAGCAGGGGAAAUGCCAAGCUGUGGGAGGUAAUACUGCAACGAAGGCAUCUGGCCUUCAUGUUGCUACCUUCUGCUGUGCUGGCUGCCAAGCGAUUGCUAAAGAAUGGAAAGGUUUUACCUCACUGGAUGGUGCCGCUACGUGCUUUCAGAUAACUUUCCCAAACAGCACUGCAAUAGAGGUUUCCUGUCAUAGCUCCCCGUCAAUAAAUAAAAUACAUUAGGCACUUUUUAUUCCUGAACGAACAGACAUUCUCUUCUAUCUUGUCCUGUGACUCCUUUUCAUUUCCCUCUGUGUCCUGGAGACAGACCGUAUUGGACUUUGAAAUGCUGAUCAAAAUUCACCAGGGCGAUUGCUCACAUCCGGUUUGACAUUUUUUGUGUAUGCUUUUAUUUCAAUUUUUAUUUUUCCCUUGUGUAACUUUGUUUUGGACAUUGUUGUGACACAGAAUGAGAUUUUUGAAUGGGUAGGAGUUUUAAACGGACUUAACAAAAAACUGGUAUUGUAAAUGAUGCACUGUGCUAAAUAGCAUCUAGACCUGUCUAGCAAAUCUGGCCUGUGAUAUUAAGUCACUGCCCACAACCAUGCUAGUUCCUUUAACUGUGAUGAACCCAGAGGCCUUCAUGUUGGUCAUUCCAUUCAGCCUGAAGAGAUCCAGUUCUAAGCCUGGAUUGUCCUAAACAGAUGUCUUAAUGUAUGAAAAUAUUAGAAUUGCAAGUACUACAGCCCUCAACAAGUUCCGGCUGCAGUAUCAGUCAGCACUAUUCCCUUUAGCUGUAUGCCAGGAGUGUGUAUGUGCAUGGUUACCCUCUAAACCAUGUGCUACCAGGGUUUCUCCAAAGGUGUACCUCCAGUCAUUGCAGUACCAAUACCUUACCUAGGGUAAGGUAUUGGUACUCUUCACUAUUGAUGAUCUAUUUUAAUAUACUGUACUCCUAAAAUAUAAUGAAGCCCAAAUACAUGUGCCAUUUGGAUGAAAUCUAAUCAUGGUUUGAAAAAAAAAACCUUUUAUGUAUUUAAAGCACACUUGCAACUUUUAAAAAUCUUCUAAAUCCAAUCAAUCCUAAAGCGGUAGUAUAGGCACCAAAAUCACUUUUGAUUAACCAUGCCUUUUUGGUUUAUAUAUCAUGCCCCUGCACUCUUUCAAUUCUUUGCCAUUUUGGGGUUACACCACUUUGUUUAGGCAGCCCUAUUAACAGAUCCAGCUGUGACAAACACAGUCUUUAUGGGAAAAAUGGUUUCUUUUUUUAAAAUAGAUCUUACAGCACAGAUUUUUAUUUUAUUUUUUUACUAUAAAAACUCUCCUCUCCUGCUCUGUUAAUUGAACUUUAAUCACACACAAGAGGCUGUCGUAGGCUCUAACAGGCAAUUAAAUGAGCAGAAGAUUUGAAUUCUAAAUUGACCACACCGAAAUAAUGGAAGUGGCAAAAAAUGAGCUGUUUUUAAGGAAGUGUGUAGGGAUGCUGUGUGAGCCACAGCCAGAGGAGUUGUGGCUAGAGCUUGCAUAAACAACGUGAUUUAAAGGGACACUCUGGGUGCCAUGUCUUUGUAGUUUUAACCCUGCAACAGCAAACAUUAUCAAUCUGCAGGAACAGCGAGGUUUUCAUUGCUUCUAAUAGCUACAGGAAACUAGCGUUAGGAAUACACGUGUAUUCCGAACGCCAUAGUAUUAAACUCCUGUACAUCAGAACAUUGAAUUUUAACGCUGAAGGAGCAUGGGGGGCCAAAACCACUUCAUUAAGCUAAUGUUGUUUUGAUGCUUAAAGUUUCCCUUUUAAAAGAAGGAAAAAAAAAAAAGGAGGGGGUAACUAGUAGCUGCUUUGAGUUAGUGUAUGACUGCUGGCGAUUUAAAAGCUGCAUUCUCUUUAGUAGUCAGGCAGAGUCCCACUCUUUAUUGGUUUAGGUAUGGUUUGUGUUGCUUUCUGGUUCUAUAUUGAAUCGUCAUACUUCUAUUCGUACUUAGCUUUUUUGAGAACUUUGUGUAGGGCAUUUGGGCAUGUUAUAACACUUGUCAACGUACAAUAUGGUGAAAACAACGCCUCUGACUCCAGAUCUCUUAAUAAAUGGUAUACCUAAACUAAAAUGAGACAAUCCCUGCAUUUUUUUCUGUUCCCUAAGGCAGAAAAAAAAAGCUUAGUUGUCUACUUACGAGCUGAUAUGAUCUGAUGUGUGAAACCUAGAUGGUAAAAAGUUACUCCAGCCACCAUGACCACUUCUGUGUUUAGAAUGGUGGUAAUGUCUGCGAGUGCAACGUUUCUGCUUAAAACACAUACAGACAUAUUUGCACUUAUGUGCCAGGGGCUAGUUGCACCUGUGGCAAACUUGACUUAGCAGCCCAAAUCUAUUUUCCAGGCUGCCAAAUAUCACUCAGUUCUGUGCUCAGAUGCCAGAUCUUCCCCUGCAGGCAGUGCUUCCUCAAGGGGGAAGCUUGCUAUUCCCUCCCACAUGUGCACAGAGCCUGAGAAUGGUCCAAUCUGAUGCUUCGGAACGCGCAAGGUAGCCUGUGCUGCUGUCACACAAGGCUUGGAGAGGGAUGCUGGGAGGUUUGCAUGGCACUGUCAUACCUUGGUUUCCAUCUGGGCUGCCAGAGGGGCCUGUGUAAAAGUUAAGAGGUUUACAUAUUUUCCUUGAUGGGACAGAUGUCUUUAAUUCAAUAUCUGUCAACCAUUUAAAAACUUUUAUUUAUUUUUUUUGCUUUUCCAGGGCUCAGCAGAUCCAUUGAACAGUGCUUUCCAUCUGACUUACAACAUGGUACUAAACCUUUUACGUGUAGAAGAAAUCAAUCCCGAAUAUAUGCUGGAAAAAUCCUUUUACCAAUUCCAGCAUUACCGAGCCAUUCCUGGAGUAGCAGAAAGUAAGUGAAACCUUUCCAAACUCAAGAGGAAAAUAAACUGUGGUUUUAAACUGCAUAUGAUAACCUGCUUAAUGGAGUGCAUGCAAUUCUACUUUUAAGUGCACAUCCUAUAGAUGACAGACCCAGACAAAUUAAUCCCAAUCUAUUGAACAUUCUCAGGGAAGCAUAAAUGGCAAGCUUCAUAUAAUUUAAACACUUCUUACUGAAGCUGGAUUUCAUUGCUUUUCUAUGUCUACUACAUGAGUGUGAAUGAUGGGAUGUUAGUUUUGGCACUAAUCACCUUCUGUGUCUAGUGCUAAAUUUGGUGGUUUAGGUAUUGAGUACAUGAUAAUUAAAUGAGAGCAGUGUAAGUAAUGGUAUUUCAAAGACCGUUAUUAUUAUUUAUAUAGUGCCAACAAAUUCAGUAGCGCUUUACAAUGGGUGGACUAACAAAACGGUUAAGUUGGUCUUUUAGUUAGUGCUCCCAUGUAAAUGCUUUGCUUUUAGCAGAAGCUCCCUCUUUAGUGGUUUCUCGGCCUGACUGUAAGGUAGCUAAUGCUCUGUCUCUCGAUGCACAUUAUCAUGUAAUGGAGAACAUUAUAGACCCAAAUAAUCUUUAGGCUUCAUGAAGCCUUUAAUGGAUUGUGUGAGAUUUUGAAGGCUCCUCAGGUCCAGCUGCAGUGUGCUCUGGCAGAACUAAAAUUGCUGAAGACUGUUGGCAUGAUAUGUUUGUGUUUUCUAUAAAUUGUCAGCGAUAACAUCUGUCAGUACUCGAGAAAAUAUACUGGUAAUCAUUACUGGCACUGCAAAUAUUGUGUACUAUGUAAGUAAUGAUGCCCAGCCCACAGGAUCAGCCAUUAGUUUGUGUAUAUCUAUAAAUAUAUGUAUAUGUUGGUGUAUGUUUGUCUAUGUGUGUGCAUGUAUGUGUCUGUCUAUAAAUAUACGUAUAUGUACAUAUAUAUUUCUAAAAGGGAAGUGUGAUACUGAGACUGUGGUGAACACUUCCAUAACUGUGGUUUGGUUGUUCAGACAAGAGUAUUAAACACAUUCCCCAAAUACAUUGACACUCACAGGCCUAUCACGCUGUAAAGUUUACCCAUAGAAUAUGCGACUCCAUUAUCAUCAUCACCAUGUUUACACAGCUUGCUAAAUACAUUUAUCUUGGACUUUAUUCUUCUUAGCGCAGCUAGCCCUUAAAUAUCUGAAUGGUUAGGUUUGGAAAUUGCCAGUCACAAUCUGAAAAAUGUAUCUUCAAUUUUAAGAGUGUACAUUCUGAUCACCUUGAUUUCUCUCUAACACUUUUUCUUACUGUGCUGCACAGAGGUAAAGACGUUAGAAGAACAGUACAAUUGUAUACAGAUUCCCAAUGAAGAAAGUGUUGUGACAUACUACAAAAUCCGUCAGCAACUGGCCAAACUAGGCAAAGAGAUUGAAGACUACAUCCACAAGCCCAAGUAUUGCCUGCCUUUCCUCCAGCCUGGCAGAUUAGUGAAGGUAUAGCAUAAUCACUGUGAUCUCUUCUUCUUCUAAGCAUUUGUAAAAUGUGUGUGGGGUAAUCAAAGUGGCACUUCAAGCAGUCACUAUAGCCCCCCAAUGAAGGGUUUAUGGCACACAGUCUGAGGUUUUUUUUCUUUUUCCUAAAUUAUGUUUAAGCUGUUGGAUAAAUACCAAGACCCACCUAGCCUCAUCCCUAUUGCACGGUAAAUUUUCUCAAAUUCAGUCAAACUUUGGAUGACGAUCAAAGAAAGCAGAAAAAUCACUGUGGAAACAAUCAUCUCUUUCCUGUUGAUUCAGAAUCCGUUGCUCUCCAUUUGGAUUGUUCCACUUUCAGAACAUUGCUUGCCUGAUUUUUCUGUACAAAAUGGCAUUUUAACAUUGCCACAAAGUGGUCAUGUUAGUGAACAAAAAUGGAGAAGUGAUUCUAUAAUGUACUUUCAGUGAAAGCAAUGUAUUCAUUAGCUGCCCCGCUACCAAGUUGGCAUUCUAUGGUUUGUGGGAUGCCCUGUUUGGCAUUGUGAACAUUUAGCUGCAGUAGAAAGAAAACCCCUGGUCAGAAUAGUUUCUUACGUGUGCGCUUGGCUGAAGUAGACACAAUUAUUCACAAGUUUUGUUGAUGAGGUCUUUUAAUUUGUGUUGGAGUUUGAGACAAUAGAUCAAAGUAAGGUAACUAUUAUUCUAACUCCUGUAAUUCUUUGUUUGGAUUACUGAUAUUUAAAGGGUUACUCCAACCCUUUAUUAUUUUCCGGGCGGGCGUUAUAAUGCUCUAUUGCCAAUGUUCUCCCCAAUCAGUUCCUCGCCUCCUCUGUUAUUACAGUCUGCGCUGCAAUCAAAGGUAGCGUGGAGGGGUAGCUGCAAAGGACAGUUCAAGGAACAUAUGUAAAUGGAGGAAAGGCUAAAUUUAUUAAGAGAAUGGGAAUAGAGGUAGAGCAGUAAGAGGGGAGAGCUCAGUUUAAUGUAAUUUGAAGGGAUGGACGCUGAGAGGACAUUGCAGGCACAAUCCAAGCGCUGCCUGCCAGUGAAGAAUGGGAUUAAAUCUGUUGCCAGGGUGGAGUACAUGCUGAAGACAGAAGUAUUUUUUGCACAGAAUUGACAUCAGGCUGUCUGAGACAGUUGCAGGCUGCCUAAUCCAUGUUUGUCAGGGGUGUAACUAGCCCCCAGUACAAAAGUGCAAUUAUUUCUGAAUGCUGAAAUGCUCCACAUACCAAUUCCUUCCUCAAUGACCACUUAACAAAACUAAAGUGGUCAUGGAUGUUGUAGAAACCCCAAAAUAGGUUGAAUCUUCAAACUUUACAUCCCAUUAUCUGCUUUGAUCCAAUAAAACAAAAAAAACACAAUAUUUUUUUUAAGAAGAAAAAGUUCUUAUUAACUCUUUAAUAAUUCUUUUUUUUUCUGAGUUUAUUGCUUGUAUUAUAUGGCCCUCUUACGUCACUUCCACACAAUGUUGCCUAUUGCAUAACAUCUGGUGAUGUCAUGUGACAUUGUGCAUCUGAUUAUGCAAAUUAGCAUGACUGAUAUGGUGCUGCUACGUGCUUUCAUUAUUUUUUUGCCCCCAUGAAAGUCAGUAGCUCUAGAUAUUAUGUACAGACCGGUAUUUGUGUUAGAAGUGUCCAUGUUUGGGAAUUCUCCUGCUAUGACAGUCUUUGUGAAACCUCUGGCGUGUAGAGCGCUUUGCUGCCAUGCCAGGCCCCUUUCUUAUGAAUUUUAUAUUUGCAAUAAAAUGAGCAUGAAAUGGCUUUUCGUUUGGCAACCGUGUCUAAAUGCUAUGUAUUUUGGCUAAAGGUGAGACAUGGCCAGUACCAGUCAUUUGUUGCUCAUUAUUUCACUGUUCAUAUGACUCUUAACAAGAUGGUCUCUCCAGGUCUUUUACCAAUGCAGCUGUUACUUGGGCUCUCUUUCAGUAAAUGCUGUCAUUCUCGUCUGUGUCUGCCAAUUGGAAUCCUAUUUUACUGCUUUUCCAUUAGUCAUUUAUUAAUUUAAGUUUGCUUUACUGAAUAAUAGUAGUAAACCGUGUUAUUGCCUUUUCCCUGUAUCUGCUGGGUUGGUUUAUUUUUAUUUUUUGGUUAAAAUCAUUUUGCUUCUAGUGAGGUUGGUAGUUCUGUUCCUGUGUAUCUCAGCAUUUACAAAAUCAGUCAAGUUUCAAAAAGGGGUAAAAGGUCAUCGUGCUCUCCCUUUCCAUAUACCCAGAUUUGCUAUACUUCCUCUGGAUUAUCAGUUUCUAUAUUUUUUUGUUUUUGUUUGUUUAAUCUUUUCCCCCCAUUGCAAGUUAAGGGGAAGUGAUGUUGAUAAUUGUCUGUGAAAAUGGUGGCUAGGUUUUCCAUUGUUGCUUUAAUAGCUGUACAUCUGAAUGUCUUGAUAUGUUAGAAGAAUAAAAAGGGGGGUUCUCCAUACAAUUAAACAAAAUUACUCUGGUACACCUGACGUCGACCUCUUUAUUUACUUCUUUUUGAUGGUGGAAUUAAACUGUCUGAGGUUAAAAUCCGAUGUAACCGUGUUAUUAUGCUGUCAUUUUCUGUCUUUAAUGUAUCAAUUGAACUGCCAGCAAACACUCAUUUGGCAAUGGAUUGUACAAGUUAAAGCGUAGCACAAAUCUACUAUUUUCAACCGUUUUCUACUAAUUUUCCCCUUUUCUUUCUCAGGUGAAAAGCGAUGACGAUGAUUUCGGAUGGGGUGUAGUUGUAAACUUUUCCAAGAAGUCUAAUGUAAAGGUAAUCUAUGCAUGUCUUAACUUAAGAAUUUUUCUAUUUUUUUUUUUUUGUAAUUAUUUUUUUAUUUUUUUUUUUCACUUGCGGUCACUACUGUGAUUAAUUUUAUUUCUGGCAUCAAAAGCAUCAAGAUGGCCCCACGCAGUGAUUCCCAAAUGCUUCUGCUAUAAAGUUACGCAGCCGGCCACAUGUCUACAGUUAGCAAGGGGUUGAAUCUGUAAGAUUAUUUUAGCUGCACACGAACACCAGUAACCAAGCAGUUUAGGGCUGUAUCUUUGGGCAAAAUAAAUGUUUUGCCUUCUAAUUCAUAUCAGUAUUUCACACGUAACGUUUCUGCUGUAGGGGACCCUGGCUCUCAAUAAAAGCAAGCCUAUGUUUGUUUGUGGGGAGAGCCUUGGUCUGAUCUGUGCUGUAGAUCUGCACAAUUUCAGUCUGUAAAUGUCUCUGUCCCUGGAAAUGUGCAAACAUAAGCUUACAUAAGUGUACAGUUUGUUAUAGGAAAUGUUUUUAAUAUGCCCACAGGGGUUUGUGAUGUGGAACAUGUUUUUCUUAAAAAGGUCAUAUCCCCUUGCAACUUGCAAGUUACCACUUGUGCAACAUUUAUGCACAUUAGGGAAAAGUACAGCCAUCUAGGUGGAUUACAAAGCCCAUCAAAUUCAGCCACUCUGACAUAUAGCAGGUUCACGCAAUACAAAUAAAUGGUGGAUUACCUUUGGUAGAGCAGCUGUUGUGAAAUUGCUUAACAAAAUGCGGAAACAGCCUGUCUCUGCAAAAGAGAACAUUUUCUAAUUUAUUUUAAUUUUCUUUUUAAAAGCUGCUCAAGAUUUAUGUUUUAGUAAUAAGUUUCAAACUUACUGCAUUGGUGACUCUCCUACUCCUUUAAUAUUGUCAGAAGUGUCACAUAAAUUAUUUUAACUUUUACAUAGAAUUGAGGUUUGUGCCAUUUAAACUAUUGAACUGGAUGUGUAGCCAUUCAGGGAUCGACAGCCUCAGAUUUUAGCUUAAGCCCCCGCUAUCUUAACGGCUUCAAGUCUCUCUUCAUUUGAACGUUGUAUGGUGAAAAACAAAAUGUGUUCUUUUUGAAAAUUACUUGAAGCUCUAAUUAGUUAGAAUUUAAUUCUGCUGUCCUUGAGAUUCUUGCCAGAUGUUGCUGCAGAGUUUAAUCUGCAAGUGGUAGACGGUGAAUAAAUUCUAUAUAAAGUCACUAACCAACAAUAAAAAUGUUUUAAUAUGAAGAAUAAACACACAUUUUAUAGUACAUGAGGCUAUUUCUUUUACCCUUUAGAGGCUCGCAACAAGUCUGCUUGAAUGCUUACUGCAUUUACAGCUAGUUUUCCCUUUUAACUUGGGCAAGGAGAUCUAGUUACGUUGACUUUGUGUUUCUCUGUUAGUGACCGGGUUCCACGCUGAAGUGUGAGUUAAAAAAAAAAUCUUUGUGAAAAUACAAAUUUAAGGUCAAAAUAACUGAAAUGAACACGCAGUUUACAUUCUGUCCCCAAUUUGGCUGUUUUGGCCUAAAAUAUGAUUUACACGAAGUUUCAGACUUGAUUUAAUAAUCCUGUCUUUUUGUCUCCUGUCUGCCCAGUUAAAGAAUGAAACUCCAGCGUGAAUGUAGAACAGUCUGUGUGUUCCUUUAUUUCACCAACCAAAAAGGUGGUGGCCGCCUGUUAGUUGGUGCAGUAAAUUAUCACAGAAUGUGUUGUGCAAAUACUAUUGAUUUUGUUUUAGUAUUUAGUAUUUGUUUGGAGAUGCCAUGUUUGAACUUAUGUGAAUUUUCCCAUAUUGUUACAGUUCUGGCCACAUUCUGCUUUCAUGCCCCUAAAAACAUGGUAUAAAUAUAAUUAUUAUUUUUUUUAUUUAUUUUUUUAAUUCUGAAUUCAUUUUUAAAGUUUACUUGACUAAAAUGAUCCAUUGCUUUUAAAGGGUAGCUGCACAUUUCUGUUUGUGCUGCAAACAGAGCCUUGCACACUAUGGUAGGACUCUGACACAGAAUGCUACAAACACUUCUCUCUGCUGUAUAAAAAAAACUUUCUGCUUUUCCAUCCACAACUUGUCUCCAGCAGACCACAAUGUGUUUCAAUUCUGCCUGUCACUGUUUCAGGACUUUUAAUGGUGUCUUUCCAAAUGUUGCCGUCGGUCAGUUUCAUACUUUAAAUCUGUUGUUCUGUUCCUAGCCGAACUCCGGGGAACUGGACCCCCUCUAUGUGGUAGAAGUCUUACUAAACUGCUGUAAGGAGAGUCUGAAAAACGCCGCCACUGAAGCUGCCAAGCCUGCAAGACCAGAUGAGAAGGGGGAGAUGCAGGUUUGUUCUAUUUUUUUUCUUUUCUCACUCUAGAUCAGAUAUACAGCAUAUAAGCUGUGCCAUAUUUUUUAAAUAGUUAGAAUAAGAGUUUCACGUAAUAGUGACUUGAGGAGGCCACAGGUAUUACAGGGUUUGUGGGCUGCUGCAGAGCAAAAAAUGGGUCGCAAGAGUAUUCUGAGGACGGACAGCAGCUAAAAUAGCCUGCCCUUCGGUGGGUCCCUGCUCAGAACUCAAGCUGGUUUUGGCUCAUCUUGUGCCAUUACAGAGAGAACAUAUCAGACUGGUCCCACCCAUACGGGCAGUCCAGAUCCGAAAUGCCAGCAAGUUCUCUCUGCACGAGAGGGGGCUGCUGCACCUGGAAGUGCAAUGGCUGGGAUUCUACGGGAUGUUUCUGUAUGGGUUUGUGCUUGGGCUGGAUUGCUGAGAUGCCCCAAUAGGUGGGUUUUGUUUUUUGUUUUUUUAUUCCUCCACGUGAGAUGAGACAUUGAUGUUAAUGGAGUCACUGGAAGCAGAGUGAAUAACUUAAAAUUGCACACAUUUCUGUGAAUGCUUUCUUUUCCUGUUCAGGCCAUACUGGUGGUUGCAGGCAGGAGGGAACCUAAAACCUCAUGGCCCCAGUGAAACAAUCAGGGGCGGCCCCACUUCCGUGUGUGUUGGGGUUGGCUGGUUCUGGUUGUAUGUGGGGAUGUCACUAUUUAUUAUUAAACCCGCCCUCCUGCUUACCUUUAUGCUGGUAGGACCGUUCAAUCCCUAGUGAUCCAGUGGGUGCAAGCAGGAUCCCUGGUGGUCCAGUGGAGGAUAAUGUGGGCUGCUCUUUCAGGGGGUACAGACCACAGUGCACACCACUUUUAUUCAUUCAAUGAGUCCGUGCUGCCUGGCUACCCCAUUGUAGCUCUGUGGCUUACUAGAUGAGUGCUGGGACCUUUGUAACCGCUCCCUCUUAAAGUGGCAAUAUAUUCAAUGGCAAUAUAUAAAAUUAUUUGCAGGCUGGUGCAAACUACAUAGACAACUGUCACUAUGGCGUUCCAGCCAUCAAGGGGUGUUACCUUGGUAGUUACGCCACUGGUUGCAGGGAUAUGCUUUCACACCUCUAGCAGCAUACAACUGUCAAAUCCAUAUAUAAUUUGCUUAGUGGGAGCAUUAUUGAGUUUCUCAUGCACAAAAGCCUAUACUUUGUUCUUUCUCCCCUAACCAAAGGCCAGAGCUCAGUAAUGCACUCUCUCCACAUUUAUGUAAUUCUGAACAGGCAAAAAAAAAAACCUUUUUAACCAGUAAGCUCCUCAACCCUUCAUGCAUAUUGAAAUUAAUAUAUGUUAAAAAAUUAACCGGUUCUUGCUUAAAAAAAAAAAUUGCUCCAAACCCUGAUCUUUCAUCUACCCAGGUACAGUACAAGAUGUCACAUGCAGAGUACUGCAUAGUGGCGAUUCCUUUUGCUGGUUUUGUCCCUCUAGAUAGGAGGAUGGCAAUGCUUUUAGUUUGUAUAGAAAUAAUCAUAAAAAACCCAUUUGCAAACACUUAUUGAAAAAUAAGUGAAUAGAAACUUGCCACGAUUCAGCUCGAUCUUCUCCUGGAGUCUGGCAGCAAAUCCAAGUGCACAUUUGGACACCACAUGCAGAUUCCAGUUAAUAUGCUUUGCUGAAAGUGAGUUGGAGGUGGCCCAAAGCUUACUUUUAUUCAUGGGUUUUUUUUGUUUUUUUUUCUUGAUUUUUUUUUUUUAACAUUAUUAUUGCCUUUGCUAUGGUUUCCCAAAAAGCGCAGUACCCUUGUCGACAGCCCAUCAAAAUUUUGUUGAGCUAAAAGCUAAUUACCAGCCUAUUCCUGGAUGCAUAUUGAUCUCAUGGUCCUGUGUAGGAUAGUGUACACAUUCUGUUUUCCUUUUAGUACGUUCACCCUAUUCUGCUUUUCUCGUGUUGACUUAGGCUGGCCUUCCAUUACAAGCUAUGAGAUAGCCAGGCUCUGCUCUCAUCAAAGUGUCAGAGGGCAGCUUGUCACUGACCUGGCAUAUUUUCUUGUCUCAAGGGAAAUUUCUUACUUAAAUUAUUUUAUAAAGUUCUUUAUUUAAAGGACAGAUGGAAAGUAUCGUUAGCAGAUAAUUUUUUUUAUUUAUUAUUAUUUCUGUUUUGACUAAUUUAGUCUCUGCUUUAAAUAUAAAAUUCAUGUUUGACAGCACCAUAGAGUCUUUUCUCUUAGGAGAUUCAAGGAAUUAACAGCAGACAUUCUCUAACAGAUUGUUUAAUAAUUGUGCUCUUUGGUUUUAGUCUUGUGCAAGAGGGAUGAACAAUGCAAGAAUCCCUUUUUUUUUUUUUAAUCAAAGCUUGCCAAGAUUUAGUGUCUGCGUGUGAGAUCUGCUUCCUUUUCUGUACAGAACAUCUACCAUAAAGUGGCACAACUUACCCACAUACAUCAGUAAUCAGUGUUUCUCAACCUUUUAUGGAGAAGUAUCACUGCAGAUCGAAAACAAUUCCAAGUACCCUUGCCUCAUGAAAUUAAUUUCUAUUGAUUAAAAUGUAGACACUGAUAAUAUUUAAAUUAAUCCCAUAUUGAAGAACAAGCCUGAUUAAAGGUACUAAAGAAUAUUUUGAAAAUAAAUCCCAUAAUGUGAUUAAUCUGUAAGGAGGAGUCUAUAAACUAUUAAUCUGCAGUAUAAAAGUCACAAUAUGAAAAUGUAAAGGGCCACUACAGCCACCACAAGAAAGAACAGCUUAAUGUAGUUGUUCUGGUGAGUAUGGUCAGACUGUGCAGGCUUUUUGCAGUAAACAUUAUCUCUUCAGAGAAAAGGCAGUGUUUACAUUACAGCCUAGAUACUCCUCAGAUGGCUACUAGAGGUCCUUCCUGGAGCAGUGCUGAAUAGUGUGCAGCACUGACAUUCAGUAUCUCCACCCUCUGGAUUGAGACACUGAAGUUUCCUUACAGAGAUGUAUUCAUUCAAUGUAUCUCUAUGAGGAGAUGCUGAUUUGACCAAGGUGGUGUUUGGCUCUGCCCACCUCUUUGGCUGAGAUCAUCAGAACUGAGUCCUCUGGCUCAGUUGUACACUGUGGCUUCCCAUUUUUUUUCUAUUCUGGUUAGAGCCAAUUUGGGCUGUUCUGUGAAGGAAUUCGUACACAAUGUUGUGUGAGGGUCAUUUUCUUGGCAAUUUCUCGCAUUGAGUAUCCUUCACUUCUCAGGACUAGAAUAGAUUGAUGGGUUUCAGACGAAAGUUCUGUUUUUGGCCAUCUUGAGCCUGUAUUCAAACCCACAGUUGCUGUAGCUCUAGAUAAUUAACUAUUGUAAUGAAGGCCAGUUUUAUUGCUUCUUUAAUCAACAGUUUUCAGUUUCGCUGUGCUGACAUAAUUGCAUGAAGGUUUUCUAAUGAUCACUUUGCUUUUUUGAAAUGAUAAACUUGGAUUCGCAAGCAUAAUGUGCCAUUGGAACACAGGAGAGAUGGUUGCUGAUACCGUGUUUCUGUAUGCCAUUUUCAACUACAAUAGUCCUUUACAACAUUAAGUGUGUGUGUUUUACAUAAGAAUAUAUGUAUAAGAAUACGAAGAAUAUAGGAGACUCUGUACUUUUGCUUGUUGGUUUGUUUUAUGUGUGUGUGUAAUAUUGUUUUUAAUUGCAGUAGUCUUUAUCUUAUUUUGAUUUGUGCAGGUUGUUCCGGUAAUGCUUCAUUUACUCACUGCCAUUAGUAGUGUGCGUCUGUAUAUCCCUAAAGAUCUCCGGCCUCUUGACAACAGACAAAGUGUGUUAAAAUCUAUCCAGGUAAUUUGAAUGUGAUUUCUUACAGGACUUUCGAGAAAUGCAUGCAUAACUUCAGAAUCUGUUUUUAUUAACAAUAUCACUAUGCAGCGUUUCCAAUUUCAGGCUGUUAUUUUUUCCAGUUUUCAAUAUCAAUUAAAAUUCUGCGAUCCUUCUCAUGCUUGAAGACUUGAUGUCACCUAAAUCUAUGCCUCCACAUACUGUGCAUGGCUGUGUAUAUUGUGUCGUUGCUGUGUGCAGCUUUCUUGAAAUCCUUCCUUCAAUCUUGGUGUUUUAUAGAAACAGUUUAUUUUAAAGUGUGAAAAUAGUGUUGGUCAUCCAUUAAAAUAUUACUUUGCAUUUCAUUGGUUCUUACAAAUGUGUUCACAAUGAACUGAUGAUUAUGUGCUAUGCUAGACCAAAGAUGACCAACCUUCAUAAUCCACUUGUUGAUGCUGGAUUAGCCCUCAUUGGCAAUGUUUUGAUAUUUUCAUGUCUUCAUGCCAGCUACUCUGAAUUCAGGUCAGCACCUCUUGUACACUGUUUCUUCUAAUGCUCAGACAGCCAAACAAUGACUGAGCAUCAUCAGAAAGUAUCCACUGGAGGUGUCAGACCAAUGGUAAGCUUUACCAUCCUAGAUUGUUGAAACUUUGAUAUGCUUUCCAAACCCUUUCCUAUUCAGCCCAUUUUAUAAACCCAGUCAUUUCAAGGUUUGCAUGAAAGGUUGCCAACAAAAAUUGUUUCUUUUUAUUAUAUGAUUUAUGACAAGCAUUGAUUUCCAUUGUUUAGAAGAAAGUCUUAAAUGUGUAUUUUCUAGGAGGUUCAGAAAAGAUUCCCAGAUGGUGUGCCAUUGUUGGAUCCAAUCGAUGACAUGGGAAUCAAAGAUCCAGGGCUGAAGAAAGUUGUCCAGAAGACAGAAGCCUUUGAGCACAGGAUGUAUUCACAUCCUCUGAACAACGACCCUAAUCUGGAAUCCUUGUACAAGCUAUGUGAGAAGAAAGCACAGGUACUGACUGAAAAUAGAAGACCUUUAUUUGCCAUUGUUGCUAAUGAUUAGUUCCCUGAAGUCAUAUUUUGUUUUUGCUUUAAUAAGCUGUGAAGUCUGUUUGGGCAAACAUUGGCAGUACAUCAGGUUAUCCUGAAGGUCUGUGACCAUAAAUCUGGUUCUUUCAAAGGAUAUCAUCUUUAGAACAUGUCCAGUUAUUACUUUACUGCCCUACUAGAUCUGCUCCAGUCAACCAUAAAGUGUGGCAUAGAGAGAGGUUUACAUCAAUGGUGAUGCAAAAAUUAAGUUAUUUGUGGGGUGUGUCCUCCAACUUUUGAGACAAUUCUAUUAGUAUAUACUAAUGUGACUGCAUACACAUCCCAACCUACAUUUACAAAAGUAAAGGCUUUAACCCCUUAAGGACCAAACUUCUGGAAUAAAAGGGAAUCAUGACAUGUCACACGUCAUGUGUCCUUAAGGGGUUAAACUGUUGAGAUUUGGUCAAUAAGUAGGUGCCAAAGUAAGCCAAGUAGGUUGGCAAGAUGUAGUUUACAGAGUUGGUUUUCCAAUUUUUAGGCAAACUUUUAAAAUGAAUAAUUCCUUCCAUUGGUUACUCAAACCAUAAAUGCAGGACCGAUCCGAAGGUCUGAAGCCUGGGUGCAAGAUUUUUUUUGGGUGCCCAAUGUGGGAGUGGUUAUAUGUCUUACCCCUCUCCUUUUCUAACAUACUUCUAACCACACCUAUUUGGGCCCCCCAACUUUACCAGGUAACAUGUCACCAACUCCCUGCAGUGCCAGCUUUGCCCCCCAAAAGCUUAUUGGUGCCAUCUUUGUGCCCAGCUACACAGUGCCAUCUGUCCCAUACAAUUUUUAAGUUUAGGUUUAUAAGGAAUAUUACCAAUGCCCUUAAUUUCUUGUUUGUGGAUUGUGCCUGCUUUUUAAGAGCAUGCUUAUUUGUUUUUGUUAUUACGGUGUUUGAUUUAUGUUAGGGAUUUCCACAGGCUUUCAUUAAUUUAACAGUGCAAUUAUAAUAGGACUAUAGAGAUAAGGGAAACCUGCCUAAACCCGUAUAGCACAGUUGGCUGAUCAUGUGUGGUUUUACUUUCAAUGUCUGUUAGAUUGCAGUGGACAUAAGAUCUGCCAAGCGUGAAUUGAAAAAAGCGCGUACAGUGUUACAGAUGGAUGAGCUGAAAUGCCGCAAGCGAGUCCUGCGAAGAAUGGGCUUUGCCACCUCUGCUGACGUCAUUGAAAUGAAAGGGCGGGUGGCUUGUGAAAUCAGCAGGUAGGUAGCCCAAACUGUAAUUUAUGUGUAUUACUCCAGUAAACAUUUGUUCAGAUUAAGAUAUUUAUAAAAUACUGCAUGAAUGUUAUUUAUGAAGCGCCAACAAAUUCCGAUGCACGGUACAAUGGGUGGACUAACUGACAAGUAUUUGUAACGAGGUGAGUUGGACACACAGUAACAGAGGAUGCUGAGGGCCCUGCAUUCUAGAGAGAGUUUGCAUUCAUAUAUAGGCCAAACCUUUCUGUAGUGCCUUACAUUUAACAUUGGGACUGUUUUGCAAGAGAUUGAUUACACACAUCUAAGUUAAUAUCCACUAAUAUCUUUAACAUUAACUCCACAAAUAAAUUGAUGCUAGGUAUGUUCUCGAUAUGGCUUUCAUUUAUCUCUCAUUAUUUAUGUGCCAAUGAUAACAUUGCUCACUGCUACAUGACUCUUGCUUGUAAUUUCCGAAAUCUUAAUCCCUGGGGUGAUGCAAAGUUUUGAAGGUAGUUUGCAUAUGUUUUGUAGUCCUUCAGAGCGUAGGGCAUAGUUAUCAAGUUACAUACUGAAAAGUAAAGACUGUGCGAGUUGGUGAUUUAUUUUUUUCUGGUGAGUCAGACUUUAGGAAAUAGGGAUUCUGUGCUCAGGAGCUGGCACACCUUCAUUAUGAAUAAUGGUAAAAAGCAAGUUGUUACAUUACCCGUUACAAGUCAAAUUUAUCCAGUAUUGCUUUACUAUUUUUACCUACAUUUUCGCGAUUUUGUGUUCAGUUUUCUAAAAUAUCUUACAUAGUUACAUAGCUGAAAAGAGACUUGCGUCCAUCAAGUUCAGCCUACCUCACAUUUGUUUUUUGCUGUUGAUCCAAAAGAAGGCAAAAAAAACCCAGUUGAAGCACAAUUUUGCAACAAGCUAGGAAAAAAAUUCCUUCUCGACCCCAGAAUGGCAGUCAGAUUUAUCCUUGGACUUCAAAUGCUCGAUAAAACCAUUUUUGUUUGAAUUAUAGCACUGAUUGUGUUCCUUGUGAAAAUAAAUGUCAGAGUGUGGACAUUCUGAGAUGAAGUCUAAUCCAUGUCAAUUCUUGUAACACGAUUUUACUUGGUGUACAUCAUUGUUGAUCAUAAAAUUCCCUGUUCGUUUAUUUAAUAAUGUUUGUAUUUUGCAGUGCGGACGAGCUCUUACUCACCGAAAUGAUGUUUAAUGGUCUUUUUAAUGACCUGACAUCAGAACAAGCAACCGCUCUUCUCAGCUGCUUUGUGUUUCAAGAAAAUGUAAGUCAUUUCUUUUGAAGUCUUGCAUUACACGUCAUUAACUGAGACCACAUUUCCACCUUAUGGUGUUUGGGUUUUAUUGUUUUUGGUUUUUUUUGUGGGGGGGGGUGUUUUUUCAAUGUUUAGAUUUGUAUUGACGGUUUCUGUGAAAAUUGCAUCAAGUACAGAAAGGAAAACAACAAAGUAAAGUAAGAUGACCAUAACAUCACUAUAGUUACAUCAGCAUCACAGCACACAGGCAACACUCAACAUUUUGUUUGGGUUUAUUGUAAGUGAAAAUUGACCCACUGUUUUUCAAGGCAUCAAACAAACCGUGCAGAAAUCAAUCAAAUCUACUUACUGUCUGUAUCUGUAGGCAGACUCCCCCAUGGUUUGUGUAGUCUAUUUUAUCCGCUAAACCUGUGUCCACCAGCGUAUUCUAGAAUAAGAGAGUACCCCCAUCUCCAGUUUUACACAUAACACAAGAUAAUCAGUAUAUUGCCAUCAUUUUAUGACAGUCCAGCAAUGUGCCAGGCUGCUGAUUGUGUAUUUGUGGGCCAUCUAGCUUACUCUACUUCUUACUAGUACAAGCACCACACACCCAACUUUGGUGAAAUGCGCACCACAAAGGAGGAAGUAAAAUUUCUCUUAUGAUUUGUGAGAGCAAAGUGUGCUUGCUUAUUGUUGCAGUGGUUAAACGCCACAGCCUUGAUCUCUAGUUUACUAUGACGUAUAGCUUGCUUAAUGCUUGAUCAGCGUCUGGCUGCUGGUUCAAAUAAUGUAAACCUGUUUAUGAAGUAAGGCACUUGCAUUCAUGGGUAAUUGGUUUUGUGUUUUAAGUGAAUCUGUCAUCCAAAAACCGUAUGAAGAGUGUAUAUACCUACAUGAAGUUGAAUUUAUCAGUCUACAUAUUAUGCAGCAUCUCACAAUUUCUUACAUGUAUGUGCAUCAUGGACUAGUAGAUUGCUGUGUAGUUGCAUGGAGGCAAUGGCUAUGUGUACAGAUACUCGGAACAACCAUUUCUGUCCACUAAGGUGUGUGUGUGUGUAUAUAUAUAUGUAUAUGUGUGUGUGUGUGUAUAGUAAGAGGCUUGCACUCACGGUUUUUAAAGUAGUAAAAAUUCUCCUUUAUUGCAUUUUCUAAUCUGAUCGACGUUUCAGCCCUCCAUCUGUGGCUUUCCUCAGAAACAAUACAUCCUGAGGAAAGCCUCAGGAUCAUGAGGAAAGCCACAGAUGGAGGGCUGAAAUGUCGAUCAGAUUUUAAAGAAAAUGUAAUAAAGGAGAAUUUUUACUACUUUAAAAACCGUGAGUGCAAGCCUCUUACUAUUCAUACUGUAUGCUUUAGCAUUUGGCUUUAUGCACCCAGUGAUAUAAAUAUUAAAGUUUGAGUGCAAAGACCAUUGAAGUUUUAUAUAUAUAUAUAUAUAUAUAUAUAUAUAUAUUUCAAUUCACAGCUAUUUUAUUGAUGAUAGAGAUAUAUAGAUCUAUAUCUAUAUCUAUCUCAUCAAUAAAAUAGCUGUGAAUUCUAUUAAUGUCUAGAUUAAAUUGUGCCUUGAUAAACUCACACAGUCAUGCUGUUUGUUAAAGGGACAGUUGCUAUACAUUUGGAAGAAAAUUAUUUAUUUCUCCGCAGUUUUACAUUCAAUUCUUAUGAGUUUUUGCUUUAUUUAAAGGCUAAACCAAUAUAAAUUAUAUAGGAAGUCACCCCAUUAAGACAAAACCUUCUUGAACAAAAAAAUACAGUUCUGAACCCGGUGAACAACUAGAUUAUAAAUAUAUUCGUAAAUUAAAUGAAUUUUUCAUGUUAUAUUUGUCAUGGUCUGCAGAGAUUUAUUUGUACCUAUAUUCAUUCAUCAUAUAUAUAUAUUUGUCUUCAUUCAUGUAAAUAACCAUAUAAAUAAUUAGAUUUUGUCAGUAUUAGUACAGUGUCAACAUAUUCUGCAACACUUUACAGUUAAUCUGGUUGCUUUUUUAAAGUGGCACUGUCAUGCCGAAUUUACCUUUCCCCAAUCUCUUCCUCUUCUCCUCCUCUCUCAGGAUCUGUUAUUCUUUUCUUCCUGUCUUCUUUAGUUUUCUUUAAAAUCAUAAGACAAAGUAGGGACUCUUUGCCUUAUGGAGGUUUCCUCCACUUGACCAGCUCUGACCAGCGGAGGAGCAAAGUGUGCUUAAUUUACGCUGGUCAGAGCAAUUUUCCCAUAAUUCUUACCUUUCCUCUGUGAUCUCGCGAUGCUUCCUGUCAUUUUAGACGAAACUGACGAAUUGUGUUCUAACUGAAUGAGAACAGUAUGUUCGUUUGUUUUAGAACGCAAUUCAGCACUUUGUUCGGAUCGCAAUUUCAUUUUAAUGAAUGAAACUCCGAUCUUAUUCGUGCUGUGGCUGCAUCUUGCAGCCACUUGGUAGACAACUCCCUAAUUCCCACGGUAUCAGGGAGCUAUCUACUAAAAGGCUGAAAUACCUAAAUUGGUCUUCCAGCCACAUUUACUAAUACUAAGUAAAAAUUACUUCGUAUUAGUAAAUGCUGCCCCUACUUGCUAUACCGCAAGUAGGGGUAUGUCUAGUAAACAGUGAGCCUGUGGCUGCUCACUCUAAAAAAAAAUUAAAUAAAUAAAAACCUAUUGGCCCCCACCCCUAAACGACGGAUGGGGGCCCUAAAGUAAAAUAAGGGGGGAGAUCUAUUGGCCCCGGCCCCCACCCGUGCGGUGGGUGGGGGCCAUAAUGAUAAUGGGGGGGGGGGACCUACUGUCCUCCCCCCCACCCCUGGGCGGCUGGUGGGGGCCAUAAUGAUAAUGAGGGGGGACUACCUACUCUCCCACCCCUGGGCGGCGGGGGGAGGGACCUACUGUCCUCCCCCACCCCUGGGCGGCGGGUGGGGGCCAUAGUGAUCCUGAGGGGGGGGGUCUACUGUCCUUCCCACCCCUGGGCGGCGGGUGGGGGCCAUAGUGAUAAUGAGGGGGGGGGGAGACCUACUGUCCUUCCCACCCCAGGGCGGCGGGUGGGGGCCACUUAUAAAGCCUUGGGGACCCACUUAUAAAGCCUUGCCCCACCCUGCAAUUAGGCUAAGAACACUCUGAUUGGUGGGUUUAAGCCAAUCACAGUGCUCUGUCAUUUUACACAGUGUGGGAAAAUUCCAAAGAACUUUCCCAUGCUGUGUAAAAUGACACAGAGCACUGUGACUGGAUAGAUUUCAAGCCAUCCAAUUACAGUGCUCUGUGUCAUUUUACACAGCGUGGGAAAAUUCCAAAGAACUUUCACACGCUGUGUCAUUUUACGGUAUAGCGAGUAAGGGCAUUGGGGAGAUUUUAAUCUCCCUUAUGCUAUUAUGGGGGUCAUAUUGACCCCCAUAGAGUGAGGGGGGAUCUAGGGGGCUUAUGAGGUGGUGGGGCGCACUGCUCCCUGCUGCUUCUAUCUUUACAUAUUACAAGGAGGGAGCUGUGCGCCGGUAUCUCCCUCCUUGUAAUAAACAGAAGGAACAAACAAACACUGAUACAAUGUGUUAGUUUGUUCAUCUGACAUUUCUAUUCAUUCAUUCGGCUUUCUGAUGAAUGAAUAGAUGAAAUUCCCGUUCGCAUGUCCAGGUGUUUCACUGGGCAUGUGCUGGAAUUUCAGUCUAUCUAGUGUGGGCAGAUGACGUGUCCCACAGGGACUUCGUCUACCCACACAAAGAUGGCGGCGCCCUGAAUCAAGAUCGGGGCAGAAAAUAAAGAUUAAAAAAUAGGUAAUAUGGGGGGCUUAGGGGCAUUUGGGGGUAACUAGGGGGUCAGUUAGAUGUAGUGGAGGCGGUAGGGGGUUAAAAAACAAAACAAAAAAAAACAGGAUUCGUCCUGACAGUGCCGCUUUAAGCAAAGUGGAAAAAUAAUGCUUGACAUGCUGGAUACAAAUACGUUGUAUUUUUAAGGCGAUAUAUCCGGAUUGGGGAAGUCCAAACUAUACACGUUCCUGUAUCACUGUUUGGGGCACUAUUUUUUAUUUUUCAUUUUUAUAAUACAAGUCUGAUGGAACAAGCAGGUAUCCCCUUAACCACUUGAGGGCUGACUUGUGUUAGAGGACUUGAAUGCUUUCAUAAUGCACUGGAGCUAUUUUGAUUCUAAAAAGGUAUACGUUUUUUCAGGCAAUACUUCCUUUUAAUACAGAUUAUAGGGAUGCUGCUUGAAGCAUUAUUUUGUGUAUCUGCAAACUGCAGUAUUUUGUCUUGGUGCAUACAGAAAAUAUCUCUGUAAAUGGCGAUAAUAAUAAUAUCUCUAGCUUCACCUCCUGCAAAAAUGAUUCCUUCAUUUAUAAAGGAUAUGUUGCCCACUUGUUUGUCCGUUACAGCUAUGUAAAAAGUCAAAUUGGGGGGCUAAAUAUGUUUGUACAUGUGAGAGGGCAUGUAAUUCUGGGAAACAGUCAAUAAACUUUUGCUUUUUAACAAAUUAUUUUGUAAUGAAAUGCAUUAUGCAAGAUCCAUUCUAGUAGCCAUUUGAACUCUGCGAGAAGUGGCUGAGUGUGCACAAGGCAAACAUUUUGUCUUUCAUACUGUGCCGUGUGCUGUCCAUAUGUCGCAGAUGGGAGUCUGGGGGCAUUUUCUCAUUAAGUGGUUUGUUUUUACAGCUGGGUCUCUCAGAGGAAGUUGGUGGGAUUUCCCAGUGUGCGCUCCUAGAAUGACACAUCUUUUCUAAGAUUGGAUUUUUUUUUUUAUUGCUCCCACUUAUCUCUUUAGAAUUUUUCCCCCCAGUUAUUUAUUUAAUGGGUCAUGUUAGGGUGAUCCUUUGCGGUCAGAUCAACUUCAGUGAAUAACAGUUAAUUCCUUUUAAGUGUUAUUUAUCUUGAGAAUUGUCUGGUCUGCGCUGGCCUACGGGGGGGGGGGUGCCAAUCCGUAGAUAAAAAAAUAUUUAUUUGUGACUUUGCAACACUAUUUAAAGCUGUUUUUGUAGGAUUACCUGUUUAAAGUGAGCCUGCCCAUACAAAACACUUUUGUAAGCCGUGUCAGUAAUAUCAAAUUAUUCCGUUUUUUUCUUUUCUUUUCCUUUUUUUAUGGCUGGGAUAAUGCUCUAAUAAAACAAGUGUACUAUGUCAUGUCCAUACAAAGAAAUUUAGCAUGGUGUCAUGACUGCCAGGAUGCUUCCUCCGCCACAGUCAUGGUUCAGAGCAUACAACCCAUUAUCGUGAAAUCUGAGAUGCCUAAUUUGAUUUGUUCUUACCACUGCUUUCAAGGUAACCUAAUGCUCCAUGUUUUCUUUCAUUUUUUUUUUUUUUUAGUCAAGUGAAAUGCCCAAACUUACAGAACAGCUGGCUGGACCUCUCCGGCAAAUGCAGGUAAAAUGGAGUCAUCAUCUGUCUCUGUGUCCGUUUUGACUUGCUAAUUUCAUUUUCCAGUCUAAUAACUGAAACACUUAAUAUUAAACCUAUUAGAAUUAUUGGUGUGCCCAGCACAUGACUCUGUACUCAGAUGAUUAAAACAUUGCCAUGCAUGUCACUGUGAAAUAAAUAUUGACAGUAGCAAUAUUAAAACGUACAAUGUUACCAUGAGUUGUUCCUCUGGUGUUUACUCUAUUGUAUAUUCGUGUGCUCUGUACACAGAUGUCUAUUCAAGGCCAUCCUUGGUCAAAUUGCAGAAUUUUGCUUAAUUGCCAGAAAAGAGUCAAAAAAAAGGUUUAUCAGAAUGGGGGGGGAGAAUCAAUCUCUCUUGAAUUCUUGCAAUCUUCAUAGAUAAAUACAGCCCAUGCUGUUUACAAAGUGCAUUCCAAAACCAUGUAAUAGUAAAGGAACACUCCCACGCCUAUAUUAACUUAAGCUCACUUACAUUGUUAUGGGCGCAGGAGUGUCUGCCUUCUAAUGUGAUGGCCUAAACAGUUUGUUUUAACACCAAAGUUGGGGCUUUGAUGCCCAGCAUUUCUAUCUCCAGGUUUCUGCUCCUUUCUGCACUGCAGUCCUUGAAGGGUUAGCUGGAUAGCCAGUGAUAGGCUGAGAGAAUGAGCAGUAUAUACGGUUUCUCUUAAUGGGAGGCCAGUUGCAAAAUGUUUUUUAAAACUAUUUUUUUUAUUCUUAUUAAAGAGACACUGUAGUCACCAAAACAGUUUUGGUGUAUAGGUCAAGCCCCUGCAGUCCCACUGCUCAAUUCUCUGCCAUUUAGGAGAUAAAUUACUUUGUUCGUGCAGCCAUAAUCACACCUCCCUGCAUGUAACAUACACAGCCUUUCUAAACACUUCCUGUUAAGUCCUCUAACGUUUACACUUCCUUUUUUGCAAAUUCUUAUUUUAGAAUUUCUGAUCUCCUGCUCUGUUAAUUGCUUGUUAGACCCAGCAAGUCACCUGUAUGUAAUUAAACUUCAACUUACAGAGCAGGCGUUAACAACUUUUAAAGUAAGCUACAUCUGAUUUAAAAUGGAACCAUUGUGUUUUCAUGCAGACUGUGUCAGCCACAGCCAAGGAAGGUGUGGCUAGGGCUGCAUAAAUGGAGAUUUAACUCCUAAAUGACAGUGGAUUGAGCUGUGAGAUUGCAGGGGCAUGAUCUAUACAUUAAAAUAACUUUAGCUUAAUAGAGCAGUUUUAAAGACUAGUGUCCUUUUAAGGUUGCUUAAAAUAUUUUAAAUGAACAGUUUUCUGUUCUAAUGUUUGCCAUAAGUUGUGAGAUGCACUGUCAACCAUUUGUAAUAGUUUAUACAACUGUGCCUCUUCUUCAACUGCUAAUUCACUUAUUAAACAGGAAACGGCCCGUCGGAUUGCAAAGGUUUCAUCAGAAGCUAAACUAGAAAUAGAUGAGGAGACGUACUUGGGCUCAUUUCGACCAAACCUCAUGGAUGUUGUCUACACUUGGGCAAAUGGAUCAACUUUUGCUCAGAUAUGCAAAAUGACCGAUGUUUUUGAAGGUAACAGCUGUUCUCCAUGUCUCGCUCUUCCACUGAGAUGCACUUGACCAUGUUAAAUGUUCUGCACAGUUGCUCAUGCCAUUACAGAACUGCCACCAUAUUUACCAGUUGGCACCAGAUAAUGUAGAAUGGCUGUACAUUUUGAUUGUGUUCAAAAAACUCCCCAUCCCCAUUGUUUAGCGGUUUUGCUUCUUAUUCUGUUACACAAGGUAUGUUUUUUGAGAGUUGUCCUAGAUUACAAGUAGUUUCCAAGUGGCAUCUGACCUGAACAAUCAGUGCUUUGCAAUGCUCCAUAUAUACAGUUUUUCACAGAGGUAUUGAUUCCAUUCUGUGUUAUUAAUGAUGCUUUACUUUUGGCAUCAGUCCUGUAGAUUGCCAUCCUGUCCCUGCAAGUGUGGAGGCAGAGGUGCCCAGCUCUAGGGAACCAGCUUUAUGGCUUAAUAGUUGAAAAACUGUUACCUCUAAAGGAAAGAUUGCACUCCGACGCUAGUGCCCCCAUAACAACCAAAGCUGCUGUUAGGGGUGGGAGUGUUCCUUUUCCUUGUCUCAAUAUAUUUUGGAAUACAUUUUUUACUAUUUUAGUGUUUGAGUAAUGUCUUAUUACACUUUUUCCCAUCCAAAAAUCUUUAUUUUUCUAUCACCUAUUUUACCUUGUUCGUAAUUUGAGUCAUAUGAAACUCAGCUUGUGGCCACUGAUGUCUAAUAUUAUAUAAAUAAUAUUUUUUAGUGUGUUUGUGUGUACUAUAACCACUAUAGCUCAUGGUAAUGGUUAUUAUCCAGGGAUUGUUCACUAAAGUGAGAGUCCAGAGUGAAUUUUUCGAAUUCAAGGUAAAGGUAGUCGACCUGGAAACCAUUCUGUAAGUUCGCUUUGCUUCCAGUUUGGCUACAUUGGUCUUUAAUUUGAAAUUCACUUUAAAGGGACACUGUAGGCGUGAUUAACCAUUUCAUCCAAUUGAAUUAGUUAUAGUGCCUGCAGUCCCCUGGAACUGUCACUCCAUUCUCUGUUAUUCACUAAAGUGAGAAUUCGAGGUGAAUUUGAAAUUUAAGGUCAAAAUAGCUGAGAAAAAUUUAAAUAAUCCUUAAAGGGACAUUGUAGGCCCCCAGACCACUACAGCUAAUUGAAGUGGUCUGGGUGCUGUGACCCUAUUGCACUUAGUGCUGCAAUGUUAAACAUUGCAGUUCCAGAGAAACUGCAAUGUUUACAUUGCAGCUCUAAGUCUGACAGCCACUGGGGGUGAUUCCUGAAUCAAAACUGACUUUGGGUCUGUUAUCUGACGCUGGACGUCCUCACGCUCGGAAUGAGAAACUGCAGUGUCUGAUUUUAUUUUAUUUUAUUGCCAAUAAUGCAUCUAUGGGGAGGUCUAAUUCGCCACUCAUACGCAUUAGACCUUUGCUUUAAAACACUGCCAGAUGUAUAGCCCCCAUCUCUGGCAGCUCCAUUGGGGUGUCAUCAGUCAGCCUGGAACUAGUUACAGGUUGGCUAAUGUAAAUUCUGUACAAAUUUCGAUGCAUGGAUUUUAAUUCAUUGGCUGAGAGCGUUUAGCUGAUGCUCUGCCAAUCAAUGAGUUGCAGGAUCAUCACUGCACUGCAGGGGUUGGAUAUCAUAAAUCCUGUUACCGACCAGACCCAACUCCUGUCAGAACCAUGUAAAAGAGCAAACAGUUUGCACUAUUAUUACCUGGAACAGCGCCAGGGUACUCCUACCAUCAUAACCACUACAGCAGUUUUAUACGCCUUUAAGAACGGUUUAAUGCUGAAUGGAAAGAUGCAGGCCCGGACUGGCCAUCGGGCACACCGGGCAAAUGCCCGGUGGGCCGCGGUGUCCGUGGGGCCGAGGCCGGCAGGGGAGAUCCCAGGAUCUCCCCUGCCGGUCUAUGCAGGGCCGGCACUAUCCGAGCGCCGGCCCCGCUGUUUUCCAUGGAGGGCCGGUGGGGAGAUCAAAGAUCUCCCUCACCGGCCCACAUGCUCUCAAACGUGGCCACCGGCGGGGAGAGAGGGAGGGAGACAGCCGCCAGGAAAGAGGACCCGGCGGAGCUCUAACUUGCAGCUCCGCCGGGUUUCUCUCGCGAGAUCCGGACCGUUGCUAUGGCAACCGGCCGGGUCUCGCGAGAGUGAACUCUAGCCCCAAAGGGCUAGAGUUCACUUACCACGAGGACCACCAGGGAUGGCUGGCAGGAGCACGACCCACCCCCCCCCUUCCAGACUACAGGUAAGAAUAGAGGGGGGGUUAAUAUAAUGUAUUUAUUAUUAUUAUUAUUAUUAUUAUUAUGUAUUUAUUAUUAUUAUUAUUUAUUAUUGUUAUUUAUUAUGUAUUUAUUAUUAUUAUUAUUUAUUAUUAUGUAUUUAUUAUUUAUUAUGAUGUAUUUAUUAUUAUUAUUAAUUAUUAUUAUGUAUUUAUUAUUUAUUAUGUAUUUUUAUUAUUAUGUAUUUAUUAUUAUUAUUUAUUAUUAUGUAUUUAUUAUUAUUAUUAUGUAUUUAUUAUUUAUUAUGUAUUUAUUAUUAUUAUUUAUUAUUAUGUAUUUAUUAUUAUGUAUUUAUUAUUUAUUAUGUAUUUAUUAUUAUUAUUAUAUUUUUUUAGUAAAACAUUAAUAGUGCCAUUUACCUGCCUCCCCAAUACAAAAUCCUUGCAAACACACACAUCACCCUCACCCAGCACCCUAACAUUGACACAGCACCCCAACACACACACACAGCACCCUAACACCAGCACCCUAACAUUGACACAGCACCCCAACACACACACAGCACCCUAACACUCACAGCACCCUAACACCAGCACCCUAACAUUGACACAGCACCCUAACAUUGACACAGCACCCUAACACACACACAGCACCAUAGCACUCACACAGCACCCUAACACCAGCACCCUAACACCAGCACCCUAAUAUUGACACAGCACCCCAACACACACACAGCACCCUAACACCAGCACCCUAACAUUGACACAGCACCCCAACACACACACAGCACCCUAACAUUGACACAGCACCCUAACACCAGCACCCUAACAUUGACACAGCACCCUAACACCAGCACCCUAACACACACACAGCACCCUAACAUUGACACAGCACCAUAACACACACACAGCACCGUAGCACUCACACAGCAUCCUAACACCAGCACCCCAACACACACACAGCACCCUAACACCAGCACCCUAACAUUGACACAGCACCCUAACACACACACAGCACCGUAGCACUCACACAGCACCCUAACACUCACACAGCACCCUAACACCAGCACCCUAGCACUCACACAGCACCCUAACAUUGACACAUCACCCUAACACACACACAGCACCCUAACACACACACAGCACCCUAACACAUACAGCAACCUAGCACACACACACACAUCACCCCAACACACACACAGCAACCCAACACAUACACAGCAACUCAACACACACACAGCACCCCAACACACAUCACCCUCAAAUACACAGAACCCUCGCUCAGUGCCCUAACACACAGCGCCCUCACACACCGCACCCUCACACACACAUACUGCACCCCCCCACACACACCACCCUCCCACACACACACUAUACUCCUCACAAAUGCACACUACACCCCUCACACACACAGCACCCCCCAAACACACUGCACCACUCACACACUCACUAAAUCUCAUAUACGCACUCCUGAGUCCUUCAAACACACACUAGAUCCCCUACACACAGUCGCUGUACCACUUACACACACACUACAUUUCUGACAUACACACUCAGGAUCCCCUAUGAACACACUAGAUACCCUUUAAGCAAAGUGAGUAUUAAAAUACAGUGAGUAUUCCAUUUUAGCAAACCCCUGAGACAAGUUUCAAGCAAACACAAUGCAAGCAUGUUAUUAAAUUUGCUUGCGCUGUGCAGAUCAAAUACAGGGCCCUUUUCUCAUGCCCUGGAAGAGCAUUGAACCAACAUGCUCACUUUGAGAUGGGGCGUGCUUGUCAUUGGGGAUGACAAAACACACCCUAUCUGGCCCCGCCCCCUUUUCAGUGGGCCGCUGUAAUUAAAAAUGCCCGGGCCGAAUUUUUUCCCCAGUCCGGCCCUGGAAAGAUGGCGCCAUGGGACUUAAGGCAAUGUAACCACUUCAUUGAAACUAACCAGUUGCAGUGCCUACAGUGUUACUUUAAAUUCUCACUUUGGUGAAUAGCCAUGAAGUGUCUUAAAACGAUGAAUAGCCAUGAACUGUUCCACAUUACUCACAACUUGUCCUAGCUGCUCAGAGUUGGACAGCUAAUGUGACUGUUUCUGUAUUGUCAAAGUCUCAUUAGCAAGGCAAUAUUUUUAGGUGCAGUGAGAGCUGUGUGUUUGUUUAUUGGCAGUUUUUAGAAACCAAGGUUAUAGUUGUAAAAGGUUGGUUCUUUGCACCAUGAGAUGUAGUGGCUAUGUGUUUAGAGUGCUUGUUUAAAUACGAUGCGUGUGCACAUGUAGUUAUGGAAAGAGGCUUGUGCAAUUACACAGAAUUAAUGUGCAAGUGUUUUACAAUUGGCUCUGCUGCACAUCUUACCCCAGUGAAAGCUUUAACUCUCCACGUAUGUCGUCACAGCUUAGUCAAUAAAUCACAUGAAGAGGUAUAGAUUGUAGCCCCUGUGCAAGUAUCUCUCUCAGGACAGACUGAAAACAAGAUAAGGCACUUAAUCCAUUCAGGCAUGUAAAUAUGCCCCUUGGCUUCUGAUCAGCAGGAACAACAUCUGUCUUUCUUCUAAUAUGAAUAUAGUUUUGCAUGAAGAAGUUUAUUAUUCCUGAUGACUUUUCCAGUUAGGGUUGAAUCAAAAUACCACUGUGUAGGAAGCUCUGAAGUGAAGCACUCCGAUUUCAGUUACAACUCAUGGAUUUGUUUUCUCCACUUAAGAAAAAACUUUUCUCCUAAUAUUUUUAAUGUCCUCCAACUUCUAUAUUAAAGGGACUCUUUAGUCACCCAAACUAAUUAAGUUUUUGUGUAUAGAUCAUGCCCCUACAGUCUCACUGCUCAAUUCUCUGCCAUUUAGAAGUUUAAUCACUUUGUUUAUGCAGCCCUAGCCACACCUCCCUGCAUGUGACUUACACAGCCUUCCUAAACACUUCCUGUAAAGAAUCACCUAAUGUAUACAACUUUACACUUCCUUUAUUUCAAAUUAUGUUUUAUUUAGAAUGUAUUAUCCCCUGCUCUGUUAAUAGCUCACUAGACCUUGCAGUAGCCUCCUGUAUAUAAGUUCAGGAAAUAAAAACUUUUAAAUUAAGCUGUAAUAUAAGUUACACAAUAAGCCUAGUUUUUUUUUUUUUGUUUGUUUGUUUUUUUUUACUGGACCAAAUGGCAAUUGUGAUUUACCACCUUACCUUCAUUUGGAAUUUUGUUUGGGGGUCAGGAUGAAUAGAUCCUUCAAAGUUUAGCUUGAGACUUGGGCAUCGAUUUACCGGAUCCACAAUACUUCUUAAUAUAAGUCAGCAUGUGCAAAUGUUGCUGUGGAGUAUAAUGACAUUAUAUGCUGCAUGAUAUUGCACGGAUUAUUCCCUUUAUUUUCUACCUUAGAGGAACACUCUAAGCACCAUAACCACUAGGAUCAGCAGUAGUGUUUAUGGAGUCAGGUGUGCUUUGGCACCCACUCAGGAUAAGUAUCCAAUAUAAAAACUUACAUGGGGCCCACUGGACUCCAGUCACUUUUUCCUGUGCAGCUGGAAGCUCUGUGUGAUGAGCUAACCCAGCGGUGCAGGGCUUAGCUCAUUUGAUGAGCACUGUCCGCCAAAGACUGCGACUGAAGACCCAAGGUAAGUAGUGAAACUGUAACAGUUUGACUACUUAACCUGGAAGUGUGUCCAGGCACUCCUGGAACCAUUUGUACAGCUUAGUGUAGGGUUUAUUGUGUUUUUAAUGUUUAAGAGUUUGAUUUUAACAUACUGCUGGGCAGAACUGUGUAUUCUACCCAUCUAUAAAAGUUAAAAUGUGACCAGGUAACAUGGUGGUUCUGGAAACCUGAUUGGGUAUAAUUUCCUCCUAUAGAAAGUUGAAUUCCAUGUGUAGGAAAAAAACGCACUGGCAAGCUUAGCACUACUGGCACAACAUGUGCUGUUUGCAGUGAAUUUAAAUGGAUUCAUAUGAGGAAGCCUUCUAUCAAUUGUAAAAUACAAUGUCUCCUGUGGUAUUAUUUGGGUGUCUGGAUAAUGUGGUGGGUGAUUGGGGUCUAGUUUGUGGUUUUCUUCUAAACGUCAACUUUAGAGGUCACCAUUGUAGCUGGAGAGAAAUCAUUGCUUUUAGUUUGAAUUGGCAAAAAUAUAUAUCUAAAGGUUUUUUUUUCUUUUCUUUUUUUUUUUCCUCUUAUGAAAUUGGGCCAAAGUGCAGCGUGGCUGUGCUCUGAAAUCUGUUUUCCAUUUAUUUGUUUUGGGUUUAUUUUCUUCUUGAUAAUUAAAUCCACAUGUGUAUUGUAGAAUAACAGCACUUUUACUUUUCUCCCCCACCCAUUAAUACAUUUUGAGUUUAAGUGGAACAUCAUAAAAACAUUUAUCAAUCACCAACGCAUUCCACAAUGUUAAGGUAGAUCUUGCCAUUUCAAAUUUUUCACAUGUACUAUAAUAAUCCUCAAACACCUUUUUAGUCCUAAUAAGGGACAAAUAAUUCUAUGUAUUCAACCCUGUUCUUAUUUGUUUGCGUUGGUCUUUAUCUAGAAAUGUCAAUGGUCAUCCUUAGUCUAAAGCAGGGGUGCCCAAAAGGUAGACCCCCAGAUGUUUUUAAAACUACAACUCCCAUGAUGCGUUGCAUGCCUUUUAGAUUGCUUUAGCAUGGGAAAGCAUCAUAGAAGCUGUAGUUUUAAUACAUCUGGAGAUCUGCCUUUUGGGCACCCCUGCUCUAUAGUAACUUUUUUGGUAUUUCUGUGUGUCAUUUAAAAUAUGAAUCCCAUAUGGAGAGUGAUUUUUUUAUUUUAUUUUUAUUUUGCCAAAUCCAUAAUUAAUAUGUUUGCUCUUUGUGCAUUUUAAUGCAAUCUUUUUGACCUGUUCAGAUUUCAGUUUGAGACUCUGAUACAAUAGGAGUUUAAGAACACAGCAAAGUUUUGACUAGCUCAAAGCUCGGUUCGUUUUUUUGUUUUUAUCUUGUGUUUUGUUAGCAAUAUGCAGAAAAGCCUAGAAACACAGAUUUAUUUAUUUUUAACCAUUUUAGCACAUUUGUAGUAACAUUAAAGGCACCAUAACCACUACAGUCUGCCUCACUCCCACCUUGUUUGAUUGCUACCUCCUGUCCUAAUGUGUUUUGUACCCCACCUACUAUAGACUGUAAGCUCGUUUGAGCAGGGUCCUCUUCAACCUAUUGUUCCUGUACGUUUUUACAACCUAACCUAUUGUUAAAUAUUUGAUACUAUUGUAAACGCUACAGAAUAUGCUGGCACUACAUAAAUACCAGUGGUAAUAAUAGCUGUACGUGGGCAACACCAGUGAGUGCCCAGUUUGUGUGUCUGCCUGUCUCUCUAAUAUAUGGCACUUUGCUUCACACAGGAAGUAUUAUCCGUUGCAUGAGAAGGUUAGAGGAAUUACUUAGACAGAUGUGUCAGGCAGCCAAAGCCAUUGGAAAUACAGAACUGGAGAACAAAUUUGCAGAGGGUAAGUAGAUGGCGGAUGCAGUGUUUGGAACUCAAUGCUUGUCUACUUUGAUUUAAUGGGAAGAGGGAAGUGUAUGAUUGAAACAGAGCUUUGCAGGACAGAACUGGCUUUCUUUGUUUUAUUAUACCUUAUAUAUAAAGCUUAGGCUCCAUCCAUUUUAAUCUCCGUACAUGGCUGUCUUUGAUCUCAGUCAUAAGUUAUAAUCCUCCAUACAGAAUGCUGCAGUUGGACACCCAAAUUCUGGAUUAGAAUCCCACCUUAAUAUAGGUAAUGUCCUCCCAUAGCAGUUCUCACAUGGUCCAUUAACACGCUUUUAUGACAUCAAUGACUGAUAGCAAUGGGACAUCAAGAAAAGUAUUAUGUGAAAUUAGUAUAAUUAUGAAAUGGUAGAUCUUUGAUGGCUGCCACUGGCAUUGCAGUUCCUUGUGAACGGAUUUCGCAUAGUCUGCUUGUCUUGGCUAUGGGCAUUAUGGGUAAUGUAUCUCCCAAACGCUGCAGUGCAGAGGUUAACGCUAAAGUAGGUCUUGGGACCAAAUUAAACACACAAAAACCAAACAUUUUUGUAGAAAACAGGUGUUCCAGUGGAAAUGAUGAUAAACCAUGGUCUGUUAGGCCUCUCGAAGCUUAGAUCAUUAAAUGACAUGCUGUACAGUGCAAGUCUUUUUCAACAGAUUUGUAUCUGACAGUUUGUCGGAAUAAAAUGCCUUUGAAGCCACAUCCAAACGAAUCGGUCACCCAAGAUGUACUUGCGGAGCUUUAUUCAAUAUUUGAAUCCACUGGUAAAUUCUGGACGAUCCAUUCAUCCAUAUAUGGAUUAAGUCAUAUCAGAAACCAAUUUCUAUACAAGUCUAAUAAUUUCUUCAGUAAUCUAGUUAAUAGGCUUCUACUCCAAGCCUGCUGACAUGUAUAAAAUGCCUGCCACUAAGUAGUUAUUGAAAAUAUUCUCCAUCACCAUGAUCUGCAAUAACAUUUUUAAAAGUAGCAGUGCUGAACUGUGUGCCACCCCCCAAGCUGUUGGAGAAUAAUUCCAAUAAUCUUCUGCCAGCCUACAGAAGAUUGAGGGAGUUUAUAGUAUCACAAACUAUGUAACUGAACUUAAGGAUUUUUAGUAUGUGCAAAAACAGGAGCUGAACAGCGCUGCUUCACGGAAACGAGAAUAUGACCAACUCAAAUAUGCUGACUGUUCAUCUUGUUUUGUAAAUUGUCCUGUUUUGUAUUCUUUGAUGGGAUGCUGGGUUCACUUCUCAGGAAAUAAUCACAAGUUCAAACACUGAAAUUCUAAGAACAAAGCAUGGUGCCUGAUAGUCUACACCAAGCCCCAGCAUGUGGCACUCCGUGGCUGUAACAAGCCCAGCUGGCAUUUUUCAUUAAUGUCUUGUGGCUAGCACAGCACGUGUAUCCUACCUGCUGGCAGGUCAUUAACAUAGUUAACAGUGUGUACAGCAUUUGUAACCCUAUCGUGGCUAGCAAAAAAAAGGGGAGGCUUUCCCCAAACAGACCAAGAGUAAGUGUGUCUUAAAUAGGAGGGGAGGGGGGCAAAAGGUACACCCAAUGCUAUUGUUUUGGUACCGCUUUUAUACUUGUUAGAACAGGAGUAGUUGAAUGAAUAACCAUUUUUUUUACAAUGGAAUAGAUUAGUAGCAAAUAUUGCAUUUUAUCCAUCACUACGUACCCCAACCACACCCUGCCCACCAGGGAUAUUGCCAUGAUUUACUCUGUUUUCGUAUUCCUAUUUUUAAAUACAUUCUGGCAAAUGGCAGUGUUUGUAUAAAUAACAUGUUCUGGUUCUGGGAGUCCAAUUACUUUGUACAGCUUUUAGUGUAGUAAUUAAACCAUUUUUAAAUCCAUGAAAAUAUAAUUGUUGGGUGUAACCCAUAGAACUAACAAGUUCUGUCCUUCUAAAGCUUGUUAUUUUCACAGUGUAAUUACUAGGCUUCAUUUGCACAGCUCCACCUCUCGCUGAAUGCAGUGAAGUAAUGACAUUCUCCUUUCACACCAUCUGAAGCCAGGCUAAACAAACAUUUUGUAGUCCGGGAAGAGUUACUUCCCUUGUUAUAAUAUACUCAGGUGUCAGCAGUAAAUCUGAUCUCAGACGUUUGUCAAGCUGUGAUUUAUAGGAAGCUUAUCACCUGUGUAUGGGCAUCACACCUAUUGCUGUAUGAUAUGGUUCAUUUGUAAAAGUAAACACAAUCAAUCUUGGUUUAACGUAGGUUCAGAACAUGGCAAUUUAAAAGAUAAGACACUAUUCUAACAAAUUUGUAAAUCAUUUUAAUGGGAUGCUUUAAUAGCUCUGUCAUAUCUAGCUAGUUUUUUUUUUUUUCUUCGAUAUAUUAAUUUUUUGAAGUUUCUAUUUUUGCUGCACUUUCACGGCUACAACAGCAAAAACACAUCCCAGGUCUAAUUCCUUCUAGCUGUAGAUUGCCUGAUCUAUAAAGUGACUGUUACUCAUUUACAUCCUGUGAUUAACUAAAACAAUUAUUUAACUUUUGUUUUGUUUUUUCCCUUCUCUCCUUUUCUGCCUUAGGAAUUACAAAAAUAAAAAGGGAUAUUGUGUUUGCAGCCAGUCUUUAUCUCUAGUUUCACAAAUUCAAAAUGGAGACUGACUUUAAAAGAACCCAAUUCUGUUUUGUGAUCAAUCUGAAUCCCACCUCUCCGGCAUCCGGCCGUAUCCGUUCAUCUUCAGCCUGAACUCGUAUUAUAGUAAAACCAACAAAGAACAGAUGUUUGCUAUAAACCAUUUUAAUUUUUCUGUGGUAUAAAUCUGCUUAAGAAGCUACGUUCCAGGAAAGCAAUAUUACACAAAUGUUUGUACAUAACAUGUUACCACACUAUUUUAAUAAAAAAAAUUACAGUUUGAAUACCACAUUUAAUUGUGUGUAAUUGAUAAAUGUCAAACAAUUUAAACUUAUCUUAAAGCUAUGUCAUAUACAUAAAGGGUGUUCUAUAACUAUAUACAGGUAAAGUGGACAUCCAACACAUAUAGCAGCAGUCCGUUAAAUACCUUGGCGCAAGAAGCUGGCACAACGGUGUGCCUAAUGCACUCAAGGAUUUUUAAAGGCUUUAUAGUAGAGCAUUAAAACUCUUGAGUAUUUCUCUUUAAAAGCAGGAUGGUUUAAGUGGUGCGGUGGAUUUUAUGGCUGGAGAAUACUUCCGCAGUGGUUCCCAUUUGUGGAUGUUUCAUGCAGUGUAGUGUGAGAGUCUUCUUCCUUGUCAUUCAAACUUCCCUUUCUGACAUUAAAAAAAUCUGAGACAUAUGCAACCUGCGUGGGAAAAAAGACAGUGUUAGGGAAGAGGUUUGAUUUUUGGAGAUAUGAAAGCAUGAUCUAUAUGGCAACACCUUAUGCUAGACAAUUUUUUAAAAAAAUAACUUUGUCCUGGAGAAAGAAGUAUAUUGGCAAUCAUGAGCUGUUAAUUAUAUUUUUGGUCUUGCCGGUCUGGUGUUUUCCGGUUGCACAUAUCAGUUAUGCGCCUGCUCCGGUUUCGAAGGCUCUUCUACUACCAGUGCGAAGAUACUAAGUAAGCAACUAAUAGCUUAAUCUGGCAGCACUUUAAAGCAUCUGUCAACACCCAAAAAAAUUAACCAUUUCAUAAAGAUAAAAAUUUGACUUUCGAAUUUAGUCAAAAGUUUUCAUAAGACAAUUUUAUUAUGUUCUGUAGCUUCACCCUAGCCAUCGUUGGCGACAGCUGUGGCAAAAAUGCAUUAUAUCACUCAUUUACCAAUUAUCUACAGAGGCUCCUGUGCUGGUACAGGAGACCACAACACAGAGAUAUUAGUAUUGUACUCUUGCACAUGCUGAGUACAGUCCUGACUGCUUCUGUGAAUGAAGUGCCAGAAGCUUAAAAUGGUGAUGCUUACAAGUGACAGCAUCAAGUAAGUAUAACUCUCACCUGCAACACGUUGUUUUUUUCCCCCUGAAAAUUAAUCUUUGAUUUGUUUAACGGCUGGGGGAAUGUGUUUCACUUAGUGUGAAGAAGCUCCAUUAAAAAAUUAUUAGAAGUGUGGUCACUUAUUUUUCUAUUACAAAGACUGAUCUCUAAUGUUAUGAAUUGGUUAAAGAAACACUACACCGUUGGGAAUACAAAUCGGUAUUCCUAAAGCUAUUGUGUUUCUCUUCUUAGCUCUGAAUAGGUACCUCAUUUCCCCCCGCCCUUCCCUAAGCAAAAAAAAAUAAAACUUAGAGACACUGUAUUCACUACUACCACUACAGCUUAAUUCAGAGAAAAGGCUGCCUAGUAACCCCUCCAGGUGCAGUCACUGGGGUGGCCACUAGACGUGCUUCGUGUGCAGUACCUACUUUUUACCCUCCUGCAGCACAGUCUGAUUUUAUGGCUCUUCAUAGAGCAUUGGAGAUCUAAUGUGCAUGUGCUGCGAGUGCAAUCAACAUUCCCCAUAGAAAGUAUAUACUAUGGGGCUUCCGCGUGACCGUUUCACUCUCUGUGCCACUAGUGGAAGUCAGUAUGACAGUCACUAGAGGAGCAGCUAACCAAGCAAUGUGAAUAUUGUAGUUUCUCAAAAACGACUUAUAUUGCUAGGUUAAAGGGACGGGGACUCUGCAUCCAGAUCACUUCAUUGAAAUGGAAGUGGUCUGGGUGACUACAGUGUUCCUUUAAGUUUUAGGAAAAAAAAUGUCCGUAAGAGAUCAUAUUAUAAUGCACAUACUUGUUCUAUAUUGGGUGAAAGCUUUCUGCUCUUUCACAGAUGGCUACACUGAUUAACGAUGUAGUGAUCCUCUGAAGCACUCACUUGUGAUUAUUAAAAGUUAUAUGGAUGCAACAUGGCAGUACUGUGCUCAACUUUAAUGCAAUAAACAUGAUGGCAAGAUAGGAAAGGGAUUCAUCUUGACAGUGUCUCUUUAUGAUUCGAUAGAAUACCUUUAGUAUGUGAACUUACAAUAAGUACAGCUACAAUUGCCCCCUGUAUAAGGCCGGUCAGAACGUCGCUCCAGUGGUGCUUGUAGUCAGAUACUCUGGAAAGGCCAACGUAGAUAGCGACAGCAACAAGAGCAAACUGGAUUGUGGGGCGGAGAAGCCUGGCCCAGUCUCCUCUCAUUCGGGAGUGCAGAUAAAGC
Pelobates cultripes (western spadefoot toad) is the source of this 75786-nucleotide messenger RNA. The record is from the annotation of a GenBank genome assembly. NCBI's taxonomy places the organism in Eukaryota, Metazoa, Chordata, Amphibia, Anura, Pelobatidae.